AUGCUCUCAGGGAAACUCUUCCUAGUAACCUGGCUGGGUGGACCCAAUGACCAGAGCUGGGAGCGGCUGAGAGAGAGGCUGCUGUGCUACGGUGUAUUUCUGAAUGGUGUCUGUCUGAGUUGGGUUCCUCUGCUAUGAGAACACACACCAGCACUGACCGUGGAGCCCAGCGGAGCCUGUUUUGUGGAGGGGGAGGAGGAGGAGGAGGAGGAGGACAUGAGGUCCAACAGGGAUGAGGGGACACCCGGUGAGUGAGAGAAAGAGAGGGAAGAAAGAGGAGUGUAUUUAGAGGAUCAGUCACUGUUGUGACAGUUGGUUUAAGCCAGAGUUCUGUUUCUACGGUAGAGAUGUGUGUGAGUUCAAUAAUUCGUUUUCACGUGUAUACCCAUUUGUUUGAAUACUCACACUGAAUUUAUUAGAGGAAAUUGAAUGAGUCAUGUAAACUCAUUAUCAAUGAGUUACUAAAUGAAUAACUCAUCAUUUGGUAGUGUUAGUACUGUAUUUAGAUGAUAUUAUACAGUAUAUAUGAAGGUUGUGUUACAGUAGCAACACAUUAAUGGCUGUAAAGAAAUAUUGUUUUGCGUGUAAUUUUAGAAAACAUAUUUGAUGGUAGUAGGCUUUUUUACAUAAGCUAGGGUGACCAUACGUCCUCUUUUUCCCGGACAUGUCCUCUUUUUGGACCUAAAAAAAUGCGUCCGGCCGGGAUUUCUAAAUCGCCCAAAAUGUCCGGGAUUCGGCUUUUGCUUUCUACAGUCGCCAUUAAUUGUGUGCGUUUUUGGGGGUUUUGCAUUGCUUUGACCUUUCUCUUUAGGUCCCACCUUCUCACACGCCACCAUUGGUCGGUCAUGUAGGCCUACGCAAACAUUGGUCAAACUGCAUCUCAAUCAUUACCCUCACCAUGGCAACAGCCAAGAGACAGAGCAGCAGCUUGCUUGUCAACAGUGGCACAUGGCUCCAGAACAGCGUAAAAAUGGCCAAACGCAAAUGUAAAUUCAUAGACGAGUUACAGAGAAAAUUCCCGUGUUUUCGUCUUGGUCAGGAUCCGUGUGAAGCAGAAUGCAUGACCUGCAAAGCUGGCACGUACGUGUCAGUGUCAAAUAAAGGUGCUAGCAACCUAGAAGCCCACAUAAGCCCUGCAAAACACAAAAUUGCAGCUAAAGGAGAGAGUUCGUCAGGUAAAUUAACUGACUGAUUUUCUGAGAGCAGGUUAAACAGAAGAUGCUGUUACUGCUGCGGAGGGAGUUUUGCAUUCCACACCACGAAGCAUCACAAUAGCUACAGAUCAAUGGACUGCACGUCUGCCUUGUUAAAAAAGGCUUUCCCUGAUUCCGAGACUGCGCAAAAAUGUUCAAGCGCUCGUACUAAGACCAAAGCAAUUGUUAAUGCUGUGAUAGCACCACAUUCUGUCGACAUAGCUCUGAAAGCACUAGAAGACAUACCUUACUGUGGUGCUUCUACUGAUGGGAGCAAUCACGGUGCUGUGAACAUAUUCCCUCUGCUUAUUCAGUAUUUUGAUUGGAAGAAUGGUGGCGUGCAAAGUAAAUUAGUCGAAGUUAAAAACACUCCAAAUGAGACAGCUGAUACGAUCGCAAUACAUCAAAGAAACACUGGAAAAGAAUGGGAUUUUUUCAAAAUGUAUUGCAUUUACAGGUGACAACUGCAAUACAAUGUUCGGGGGAAUCCGGCGUGAUGAAGAAGGAAAUAAUGUUUUCGCAAACUUAAAGAAGUCAUUGCAGAACAAGUCUUUAAUCGGUGUGGGCUGCCCAGCACACGUCUUGAACAAUUGUGUUCAUUACGGGGAAGACACACUAGAUGUCGAUAUUGACAUCAUCUUCAACAUAUGUCAAUACUUUCACAUCUACACUGUGCACACAGAUAAUUUGAAGGAGUACUGUGAAUUUGUUGAUGUUGAAUACAGAAGUCUCCUUUCUCACAGCAAGACGUGAUGGUUGUCAUUAUUCCCAGGUAUUGAGAGGCUGCUACAGAUGUUUCCAGCCUUGAAAGCAUUAUUUUUGUCACAGGAAAAAACACCCUCCUUGAUCAAUAACUUUUUUGAAGAUGAGUUCAGUGAAAUUUACCUCUGGCACAUGCACUCACUCAUGUGUGUGUUUCAUUCACACAUUCAGGAGAUGGAAAGGGAGAGCAAUUCAAUUGUGGAUGUGAAGAACCUUUUGAACAAAGUCCACACCAUGCUUCUUGAACGCAAGACCAAUAACUUAAUGUCCCUUAAAGUUAAGGGACUAUUGGCACAAAAGCACAAGGAUGGACUUGGUAAGAAUUGUGACCAUUUCAGUGCUCAAGUACAGGGUCUGUACAGUUCAUGCCUGGAGUAUCUGGAGAAAUGGAUGGCACCCAUGGAGGAAUUCUCCUCUUUCAUGUGGAUGGAUCUUAGUGAGACACCUGACUGGAAUGACAAAGAAGCCUGUAUCAAACACCUGGGAGAAAAGGGGGUGCCAAUUGAUGAUGCAAAGUGCUUUGAUCAGGUCACCAACCUGAAGAAAUUCACAGAAAGGUGUAACAGUGAUGGAGAGUUCAGUAAUCUGCAAGCACACAAGAAGUGGACCAAAUAUUUUGAAAGGUCCAAAAGCAUAGAUUUUCAUUCAGAGCUACUGAAGAUUGCACAGUUUUUCUUUGCUAUUCCUUCUCACAAUGCAAAUGUAGAGAGAGUUUUUUCACUGAUGCAAAACCAGUGGACAAAGGAAAGGAAUCAUUUGUCUGUUGAGUCACUGAAGGGGCUUCUGUGUACACAAUGCAACUUUAAAAACAUGUCUUGCAAAGACUUUGAUGCCUACUUGAUUGGUAAUCAAGGACUGUUGGGAAAGAUUCGAUCUUCGGGAAAGUAUACCAGAGAGCAUCAGGAGGACUGACAUUAUUUUUGACUGAAAUAGUGGAUUUUUUUAUGACAACUGUUUUUUUUUUUUUUAUUGUAACCUAUGGCCAUGAAAAGAAACAGUGUCAUGUAAAAGGUGUUAAAAGCUAAACUAUUUUUAUUUGUUAUUAUUCUAUUGUUGAGGGCCAACAGUUGAAUAGAAAGGAUGUAUUACUUUAUGUAUUAAAGUUCAAUAACAUAGUUGCAUGGUUGUGAACGCAUUUGUAUUUACCACCCACUGUGGGUGUCCGUCUGCCUCCCGCUCCCACUGUCCUCUUUUUUGAAAACUAAAAUAUGGUCACCCUGCAUAAGCAUGUUGACCUGGAUCUGUUAUGUACGUUGGUUAAUAUGCGUGUUAAUCUGUUAAUCUGCCAUAAGUAUUUGAAUCCCUGGGAGUGAGUUGGGUAUUUAGGCAGAUAUUUGGUGAUGAUCAGCUCAGUCAGCAUAGCACACGUAGACUACAUCUCUGAGAAAUGAUCAGUCAGUAUGUCACAAUUCAGGGCUCUGGAAGCUGUCCUGUUCUGUCUGGAGUCCUGUAGGUCUGGUCCUAGAACUACUAUCCAAUCAGCAUAUUGCCCCAGUGUUCACCCUACAAUUCCUCCGCCCAUGUCUUGCAUUGAAUGUGUUGCAAUGCAUUUGAUAGAAAAUAGCAAACAUCAGACACAGCCAUUAAUUCAGGUGUUAUCUGAGAGAGCCUCCAACACCUCCAACUGGACCCCUGGUAGACACUGUCUCUGUCGUUGUGACAGGAUGUAUACUGUGUUUAUCUAGAUGCCUUUAACUGUUAUUUCUUUACGUCUAUGCCCCCUGACAAGUUACACAAGACUGUGUGUGUGUCUGUGCCUGCGCGCCUCCAUGCACACCUGCGUGCGUGUGUGUGUGCGUGCUCAUGCAUGCAUAUUAUGUGUGUGUGAUGCAUGCUCAUGUGUGUGUGUACUUACUACUCACUCUUGUGUUUGUGUGUGUGCUGGUGGUAUUUGAGGGGAUGAGUCCGAGGCUGAUCCCGCUGGUUGUGUUGCGUGACUCCUGCUGAUCUACUCCAUACCCAGAGGUUGAGGAAAGAUAAUGAGUUUGACCGAGUGAGACGCUGCUGCCAGAUGGCACUGUCAGAGAUGGUCUCACACUCUGCUCCAACAGCAGCUCACAGCAGGCCCAUGAUGACAUGCUCUGCAGGCCUAGUCCUUGACCAGUGACCAGUCCACCUGGCUGGACCAGUCUAAUGUGUUACAGCUCCAUAGGGAGUGGAGGUCAGUGUACAAGAAGGAUGCACCACCAUUAGUCUGACUGGGGUUUUCCUGGAGAUGUUCAUGAAUUGGGCACAGCUUUCAUCUCCUUUUUGGUGAAAUAUCCUCGACAGGGAUGGCACUGGCUUGUGGUCAGACUGAACAUUAAUGGGACAAUGUUCACUAUAGUCUCAUAAGGCAUGUCUAUUGUUCAGUAUUCCGUCAAAGUCAGACCAUGUUCAAUUAUAUUAUUGUGUUCAAUGUAGUCAGAGUGUACAGAGCUACAGUAUGUUUAGAUAGAUUACAGCUUUUGGUCUUGUUGGUCUUAUUGGUCUUGUUGGUCUUGUUGGUCAUGUUGGUCUUAUUGGUCUUGUUGGUCUUGUUGGUCUUAUUGGUCUUGUUGGCCUUGUUGGCCUUGUUGGUCUUGUUGGUCAUGUUGGCCUUGUUGGUCUUGUUGGUCUUGUUGGCCUUGUUGGUCAUGUUGGCCUUGUUGGUCUUGUUGGUCUUGUUGGUCUUGUUGGCCUUGUUGGUCAUGUUGGUCAUGUUGGCCUUGUUGGUCUUGUUGGUCUUAUUGGUCUUGUUGGCCUUGUUGGCCUUGUUAGUCUUGUUGGUCUUGUUGGCCUUGUUGGUCAUGUUGGCCUUGUUGGUCUUGUUGAUCUUGUUGGUCUUGUUGAUCUUGUUGGUCAUGUUGGUCAUGUUGGCCUUGUUUGUCUUAUUGGUCUUGUUGGCCUUGUUAGUCUUGUUGGUCUUGUUGAUCUUGUUGGUCUUGUUGGCCUUGUUGGUCUUAUUGGCCUUGUUGGUCAUGUUGGUCUUGUUGGUAGUGCUAACUGACUUAUUUUAUUGUGUUUUUUUAUUGUGUUACUAUUUUAUUUUUAUCUAUUUGUUAAUGUUCUUGCUUUUUAACUGCAUUGUUGGGAAAGGGCUCGUAAGCAAGCAUUUCACGGUAAAGUCUACACUUGUUGUAUUCGGCGCAUGUGACAAAUAAAAUGUUGUUUGAUUUGAUUUGAUUUGACUACUGUAGAAAAUAUCAACAAAGUGUUGUGCAGCAGGUUUAAAACAGCAAAUAAUCUCCAUGAAGCCUCCCAACCACCAAACUCCCCAUCGGAGCCAAAACCGGUCAUUGACUGAAUGAAUGUGGUUGCUAUUUUUGAUGCAACCCUUUCUAUCGGUCUUCCUGCAUCAUUUCAUGUUGAUUUGAUGUUAUCCUCUUAUAUAAGGCCCUAUAUUUGGGUCAUCCUCUUGUCUUGAGAUGUAAACAAAAUUGGCUCUUUAGAGACUGCUCUUAUCAGGUCGCUGUUAACAGCCAUUUCGUGAUUCCUUCCACACAGGUCUUACAAUAGACCUAAAGUAGAUCUCAAUGCUUCAUGCUAAAUUCAAUGUGUGUGUUGCCCGCGAGAGGCAAUAAUGUGAAAAGAUUUUAGGUUUAGAAAGGCACUUAAGGUUUGUAAUUUCCACUUAGAAAUUUCAGACUUGAGUUUCCCUUAUGAAAUGUCCAUGAAUUAUAAUCUACAUAAUAACAUUUCCUGUUGCUGCAGGAUUAUUUUCCUACUGUCGGAGACUGGCUCAAAUUAAGAUCCUACAUCUGUAUGAGAGAUCCCUGGGUUCAUUCGGCAGGCUGCAUUUCCUUGACAAUAAGGGCUAUUAUCUGCGUGAGUUUGAUGAGGAACAGCAGCCGACCCCUGUCACCCCCUACGGCGAUCCCAACACAGCCCUCCUUUCGUGGGAAUCAUCUCCACCACGCAGUAAUAAUCAUAGAGGCAGAGCACACCAGGCAACCAUGCACACACACACACACGCACACACACACACUUGCAUGCGCACACACACACCGAUACAGCCAUCCACGCAUCAUGUGGCUCAUCCAUCACAGACAUACAGAGCAGAGGAACAUUGUGGAUGGAAGAGAGACAUAGAGACAUGGAAGCACAGAUGCUCUGUGGCCAGAAGCCAACAAUAAGACGUAAUGUAUUCAUAACCAUCACCAGAUACUAAAACCUUACUGCAGGCAUCCAAGCAAAUUCAUAAACCCCAGUAAUGAAAUACUAAAUUAAUCUAAAUGAAAAAAGAUGAUAAUGUGUGCCCAGGCUAAUACUGCUGUAUAAUUAUGGAUUACAGUUUGACUGUGUUGUUACAGCUGAUGUAGACUUCUUAGUAUAUGUUUGGCUUCUUCAUUAACAAUGACAGACUAGUCUGCGCUGAUACCAGAUGUCUAACUUUAUAGUAAAGUCCCACAUGCAAACAUAUUGUAGUUGGCUAAAUCCCACUAUACACUGUGUUGAAUUUGUUAUGUUCUUCUUACUGUAAUCCAUUGUCUCAUGUCAGAUGGCGUCACUCCUACGAGACGCUCGCAAAUGUGCUCUAACUAGCAGUCUAGUGCAUGGCCAUAUGGUAGCUAGUUUGCCAGCGUGUUGCUCAAGUUGUAAGGCACCAAAGUUAUGGAACUGUUCUCCGAAAUCAGCAUGUAUCUGACUCUGACAGAUGGCACUGUGCCUUGCUACUUCGUAACAUUUGGCCAACACGGUAAUGUCGCAGAGAUCAGUCAGCUGUGCUGUAGAACUCAGCGCACUAAUCACAGCAGAACAGAUGUGAAAACAAAUUUGUGCAUUAGCUAGAACUCCACUAGCUAGUUAACUAGAGGGAGUAAUCCACAUUGAGUAUGUGAACUGGCAUUGUUAGCAUCCCUGCAUUUAGUUUCAUAUGGAUUGCAUUUCGAAUUUCAUAAAUACUGAUUCUACCACCACAAAAAACCUUAGCUAGAUUAAGAAUUAGGUAGUGAGGACUUGCUCAUGAAAAAAAAGUAAAUAUUAGCUACAGCUUUAUAGUUUUUGGUAAGAUUAAGUCUGACUAUUUUGAGAAUGAAAGGGGAGUUCAGUGGACGAUGUGACCUUGGUAACAUUUUCCAAGUGUUAGGACAGCAUAUUGUAGGCAAACCUAUUUUUAGCUAUCCCAUUAAUGAUUGCGAGUUAUGAGACAGAUCAGUGAAGACGACCGUCGCACUAUCUGAUGUGAGACAAUGACUGUAAUCUAGAUAAGUGCAGUACACAGGAUACUAUCUAGACAUUAGACCAUUGUCUUUAGUCUCACAGCUGAUGCCCAUGCCAUCCACUCUCCUCUGGACCUUUCUACUGUAGAAGUGGCCUGAGACCACCACCUGAGACCACAGUUUUUCAACUGGUCGUUCAGAACAGCACUGUUUCCGUUUAAUUGAACAUUCAGUAUGUUUUUUCGUACUGAACGCAGCGUUGGAAUAUUAACAUUUCUGAGUGUUGUUACUGGAGCAACAUGGAGAUAUCCUGAGUUUCUGAACAGGCUGUGAAACCAGUGAUGUGUUCCUUCUCCUAGUUUUAUACAAAAAAUAGUUUAUGAAAGGAAUGACAGAGAGAAAGAGGGAGGCACUGGUGAUGAACCAUUGUAAUGAUGUUCUGAGCCCUGUUCUAAAGUGUUCUACUCAGUGAGUCUCAUUGGGGCUUUUGUUGAGCGCUGUCUGAACCUCCCAAGCACCCUUUCAAGGCUGUUUGAACCUCCCUAGCAUCCCUUCAGGGCUGUUUGAACCUCCCAAGCAUCCCUUCAGGGCUGUUUGAACCUCCCAAGCACCCCUUCAGGGCUGUUUGAACCUCCCAAGCACCCCUUCAAGGCUGUUUGAACCUCCAAAGCACCCCUUCAGGGCUGUUUGAACUUCCCAAGCACCCAUUUUGUGCUUUUAUCAGCCGUUGAUGACAGCUAAUUAUUGUUUAAAUAAACAUUGGAAGGAUUUUUUGUAUUUGAAAUGGUUGAAUAUUUUGCUACCAUAUGGUGAGUAAUGCUCCAGGUAAUAGUGGCCUUUUUUCUACAGUGCAGUUACCUGCAAUGCUACAGUACAAUAUCUCUAUGUACAACACAUCACCCUCUCUAAAAAGUAAUUACUCUACUCCUUCCCCAGCUCCAAUUCCCCCGCUCCCUCUCCUCUCCUCACCGUGCUGAGUGUCCUAUAGCUGUCCAGCACCAGCACCAAUCCCACCAGGGUGACACAGUGUGGGAAAAUAGUACUGCAUAGAGAAACAGGACCCCAAAAUGUACGGGAAUUGAAAUAUCUCCAGUCCAUGUUCUAUUUCCAGACUACUGUGGGAACUGACAAUCAAAUAGUAAUCCAAGGAUUGUGAAUUAUUAUAUAUAUAUUAUUUUUUACAUAUUGUGAGAUUACUGCGUUCCUACUAAUGCUGCUGCUGCAAACCCACUAAAACCCUUCCAUGUUCAGCACUCCACAUACAGGAGAAUAUAAUACAGUAAAGCCAUGGAUGGAAAUAUAGGAUCAAUGCUCUUAAAUGGUGGAGCUUUGUGGAAUGAACUAGGUGACAGUGUGCUACUCUCCUCUGGUUUCAAGCCUACUGAUGCUGUGCCAGAUUUAUACAGACAUGUAAGACUGUCUCUGUCACUCUCCUAAUCAGGGUUGAGUAGGUUACUUUCUAAAUGUAAUCUGUUACAGUUACCUGUCCAAAAUGUUUAUCAGUAACGUAACUUUUGGAUUGCCCAAACUCAGGAAAGUAAUCUGAUUACUUUCAGUUACAUUUGUAUUACCUUCCCCUUCAGAGGCUUUAGAAGAAGACAAAAAGGAUCCAUCAAAGCAUUUGGUGUGUCAUCAUAGAUCUCUGACUUAUAGUCAGACUCGCUCAGGUGGAACAAACUUAAACGUGUGCCUUUUUUCACUGCUGAAUUGAAUGUCAUUGAGAAAAUAGAAAGGUGUCAUAAUGUAUUCAUCCUUUCUGAAUUUAAAAGUAAUCCAAGAAGUAAUUAAGUUUUUCAAACGUAUCUGUAAUCUGAUUACAAUAUUUUAGCUGGUAACUUAACCGAUUCGUUUUUCCCAACCAGGUAACCUGGCAGGUAGGAGCGUUGGGCCAGUAACCGAAAGGUUGCUGGAUCGAAUCCCUGAGCUGACAAGGUAAAAAUCUGUCAUUCUGCCCUGAGCAAGGCAGUUAACCCACUGUUCCCCGGGUUAAAUGCGUUGGGUUAAAUGCGGAAGACACAUUGCAGUUGAAUGCAUUCAGUUGUUCAACUGACUAGGUAUCCCCUGUUCCUAACAUACAGUAUGGAGUGACAUAUACACUGAAUACAAAUAUAAAUGCAACAAUUUCAAAGAUUUUACUGAGUUACAGUUCAUAUAAGGAAAUCAGUCAAUUGAAAUAAAUAAAUUAGGCCCUAAUCUAUGGAUUUCACAUGACUGGUAAUACAGAUGUGCAUGUGUUGGUCAAAGAUACAUUUAAAAAAAAAAGUAGGGGAGUGGAUCAGAAAACCAGUCAGUAUCUGGUGUGACCACCAUUUGUCUCAUGCUGGGCGACAUAUCUCCUUCACAUAGAGUUGAUCAGGCUGUUGAUUGUGGCCUGUGGAAUGUUUUCCCACUCCUCUUUAAUGGCUGUGAGAAGUUGCUGGAUCUUGGCGGGAACUGGAACACGCUGUCAUACACGUCGAUCCAGAGCAUCCCAAACAUGCUCAAUGGGUGACAUGGCUGGUGAGUAUGCAGGCCACGGAAGAACUGGGACAUUUUCCACUUCCAGGGAUUGUGUAUAGAUCCUUGCGACGUGGGGCCAUGCAUUAUCAUGCUGAAACAUGAGGUGAUGGUGGCGGAUGAAUGGCACAACAAUAGGCCUCAGGAUCUCAUCAUGGUAUCUCUGUGCAUUCAAAUUGCCAUCGAUAAAAUGCAAUGUUUGUUGUCUGUAGCUUAUGCCUGCCCAUACCAUAACCCCAGCUGUCCGGGUGGCUGGUCUCAAACGAUCCAGCAGGUGAAGAAGCCAGUUGUGGAGGUCCUGGGUUGGCGUGAUUAAACGUGGUCUGCGGUUGUGAGGCCAGUUGGAUGUACUGCCAAAUUCUCUAAAACUACGUUAUGGUAGAGAAAUUAGCAUUCAAUUCUCUGGCAACAGCUCUGGUGGACAUUUCUGCAGUCAGCAUGCCAAUUGCACGGCCCCUCAAAACAUUGCGUUGUGUGACCAAAUUGCACAUUUUAGAGUGGCUUUUUAUUGUCUCCAGCACAAGGUGCACCGAUCAUUCUGUUUAAUCAGCUUCUUGAUAUGACAUACAUUUUAGUCAUUUAGCAGACGCUCUUAUCCAGAGCAACUUACAGUAGUGAGGGUAUACAUUUUUUCGCAGUGAUCCCCCAUGGGAAUUGAACCCACAACCCUGGCAAACUAAAGUAGACUUACCAGCUCUAACCAGCCUGAGCGUUCUUCCAUCCUGCAGUACCCACACUGUCUCUCAAUUAGAGAAAGUGGCCCCUGCAGUGUGUGUAAAUGGGUAUGUUAAAUAGUCAUUGACAAGGUCAAUAUUGCUGUUAGGUGCACUGUUCGAGCUGCAAGAAUAAUGUGAAGUGUUUGAAAAUGGAAAUGUAAGAAAAUUAUUAAUGCACAUAUUUGAGUUGGGUGAUUAUAUUUUCAAAGGACCACGAUUUGCCUAAUCAUGUAAGCUCUUUCUCUCUGUUGUUCGCUGGCUAAUUCCCUGCUAUAACAAACCCGGGGAACAUAACAUGUUACAUUUAUUACACUGAAUAUUGCAGGCGGAGAGGCAAAUAAUUAAUUUUCAUACUAACAGGGUCCGUGGAGAUGCUUAUUAAGAUGAUAUAAAGGUCUGCACACAUUAACCACUGAGUAAUGGACAGUUUCACACUGUAUUGGAGGUGUCGUGUCUGUGCAAGAGUACAGUUCCUCUCAGUUAGGACAGUGCCUGUGGAUAUUUUUAGGGAACAUAGGACAAAUUUGCGGUCACUCCGGUCAGUGUUGUGGCUACCUGACACAAGGAGAGGAGUGGCCAUAUGACCAUAGCCUCCAGCAUAGUAACACAUGUAGGCCGAGGGAGGACGGUGGGUGACACCUGCCCAGAGAUUCCUACACAGCAUGCUACAUAGAAGGAGAGCAGAUGGUUGCUGUCAAGGAUGUGUUUAACACUCGUAUCAAACUCACAGCACAGGUAGUAAUCUAGUUCUAGUUAUACCCUGAUGAAGACAGCUUGUCUGUCGAAACAUUGGUUAUUAGGUUAUUAAAUCAUUUUAUCUGAGCUCCUAGAGUGAGACUCUCCUUUUCUUUUUCAAGUAAUCUAGUUCAUGCCUGGCCCCAGCCCCCUUUUAGCCACAAGGCAAACAGCCACUAGACCUGUCUGCUCAGUAAGCCGUGUUCCGUCUCUUUCCGUGUCUGAUUGGAGAAGCCAGGGAGUGAGGGAAGAGGACAGGUUGAUGGCCUGGUCAGAGCAGCCCUGAUGAUAGACACUCUAAUGGAGGGAGGCAUUGCUCAGACAGGAGUAAUUGAGUGGGCCACUGCUGAGUGAGGAGACGGGUGACCUUCUUCUCUCCUCAGGGAGGUGGCUAAUGGAACAGGCAUGCUCACUGUCUACUGGUGAUGCUAAGACUAAGACUGGAGACAGGGAGACGAUGACAACAACAACAACAACAACAACAACAACAACAACAACAACAACACCACCACAAUGGGUGCACUAUACAUACGCGCUAUACACUAUACACACACGUACACAUGGAUUUUGUGUUGUAGAUAUGUGGUAGUAGAGUAGUGACCUGAGGGCACACACUUAAUGUGUUGUGAAAUCUGUUGUGAAUGUAUUGUAAUGUUUUUGAAAUUGUAUAACUGCCUUAAUUAUGCUGGACCCCAGGAAGAGUAUCUGCUGCCUUGGCAGGAACUAAUGGGGAUCCAUAAUAAAUGCAAAUACAAAUGGGAUUUUCAACAGGCCAGGUCACAUCAUGACCAGUAAAGUACAUACUAUUUAUUAUGGCUUAUUCUUCAAUAGUGUAUACUAAAAGAUUACCACUGAGGCUUGUCCCUCACGUGUGCCUGUGCAUUGUGUGAGAAGAGACAACCAGACAUAAAUCAUUUCACGCUUUGCAUGUCUUUACAGUAAACUCAACUGACCCCACAAACACACUCCCUCUCACAGCCCUCAGUUGACAGCCCUCAGUGUGGUUUUAGUGUCCAGUACGACAUGAUGUGUAGUCUUUUUUCUCCUGAUGAUGUCCCUGCCAACAGGCUUAUCCACACUGAAAUGCCUACGUUGUCUCGGAAAAAUAAAGAAGAUUCUCUAGGCUUUGCUUUGCCUUGCCUUCAUUUCAUCCCGACUUUGAGGCAGGCAGGGAGGGAGGCGGGGAACCUAAAAGAGGAGUGAUUAUGCAGCUCAGAGCUGACAGUGGGGGAGUAAUGGCAGGAUGGGGGAUCGAUGGAAAAGUGUAUUUGAGGGAAUUAUGUUGCUGAUUGCUUGUGCUUAAAUCACCCUCUGUUCUGUUCCCACAGUAUCUAGAGAAUCUCUGAGUGCUCAUCAUGUGUCUGUCUUUCUUAUGUUGAGUCACGUUGACUGGCUCUGUUCCAACUGCUCCACUAUAGUUGGUGCAGAUGCAUACACUCUAUACAAUGCUUGUGGUGACAAUGACGAUUUCCUUCAAGUAGCCUGCUUACCCGUACAUAUAAUUCUACAUGAUCAUUAUCAUAAUACACAUAUAUGAUAUCACAUUUAGAGUUAAACUGUCCUGAAACACUCUCCGGUGUAAGGAAGGUUAUACAAUGACUGCAUGUACUAUAACCUUUGGGAAUAAGAUUAUUCAAAUGUUGUAUUUUUUUUAUUUUUUAUCUUCCACAUUAGCAACCCUGGUACUUUAUGUAUGCAAGGACAUGAUUGUAUGAUACUAUCACACUGAGAGGGAGACAUGUAGACCAUCUUCACCAAAUUACAGAACAACAUAUUUAUAUCACAGCUUGAACUGGGGAUCAUACUUGGAGCACAGUUAGUACCACAGACUACUCUAAAAGCACAGUUAGUACCACAGAUGACUCUAACACCACAGGUCGUACCACAGAUUACUCUAACAGCACAGUUAAUACAACAGAUUACUAUAACAGCACAGUUAAUACCACAGAUUACUCUAACAGCACAGUUAGUACCACAGAUUACUCUAACAGCACAGUUAGUAUCACAUAUUACUAUAACAGCACAGUUAAUACCUUACAUUACUAUAACAGCACAGUUAGUACCACAGAUUACUCUAACAGCACAGUUAGUACAACAUAGUACUAUAACAGCACAGUUAAUACCACAGAUUACUCUAACAGCACAGUUAGUACCACAUAUUACUCUAACAGCACAGUUAAUACCUUACAUUACUAUAACAGCACAGUUAGUACCACAGAUUACUCUAACAGCACAGUUAGUACCAUAGAUUACUAUAACAGCACAGUUAGUACCACAUAUUACUCUAACAGCACAGUUAAUAACUUACAUUACUAUAACAGCACAGUUAGUACCACAGAAUACUCUAACAGCACUGUUAGUACAACAGAUUACUCGAACAGCACAGUUAAUACCAUAGAAUACUAUAACAGCACAGUUAGUACCACAGAUUACUCUAACAGCACAGUUAGUACCAUAGAUUACUAUAACAGCACAGUUAGUACCACAGAUUACUCUAACAGCACAGUUAGUACCACAUAUUACUCUAACAGCACAGUUAAUACCUUACAUUACUAUAACAGAACAGUUAGUACCACAGAUUACUCUAACAGCACAGUUAGUACUACAGAUUACUCGAACAGCACAGUUAAUACCAUAGAAUACUAUAACAGCACAGUUAGUACCACAGAUUACUCUAACAGCACAAUUAAUACCUUACAUUACUAUAACAGCACAGUUAGUACCACAGAUUACUCUAACAGCACGGUUAGUACCACAGAUUACUAUAACAGCACAGUUAGUACCACAGAUUACUAUAACAGCACAGUUAGUACCACAGAUUACUCUAACAGCACAGUUAGUACAACAGAUUACUCGAACAGCACAGUUAAUACCAUAGAAUACUAUAACAGCACAGUUAGUACCACAGAUUACUCUAACAGAACAAUUAAUACCUUACAUUACUAUAACAGCACAGUUAGUACCACAGAUUACUCUAACAGCACAGUUAGUACCACAGAUUACUCUAACAGCACGGUUAGUACCACAGAUUACUAUAACAGCACAGUUAGUACCAUAGAUUACUAUAACAGCACAGUUAGUACCACAGAUUACUCUAACAGCACAGUUAAUACCUUACAUUACUAUAACAGCACAGUUAGUACCACAGAUUACUCUAACAGUACAGUUAGUACCACAUAUUACUCUAACAGCACAGUUAGUACCAUAGAUUACUAUAACAGCACAGUUAGUACCACAGAUUACUCUAACAGCACAAUUAAUACCUUACAUUACUAUAACAGCACAGUUAGUACCACAGAUUACUCUAACAGCACAGUUAGUACCACAGAUUACUCUAACAGCACGGUUAGUACCACAGAUUACUAUAACAGCACAGUUAGUACCAUAGAUUACUAUAACAGCACAGUUAGUACCACAGAUUACUCUAACAGCACAGUUAAUACCUUACAUUACUAUAACAGCACAGUUAGUACCACAGAUUACUCUAACAGCACAAUUCGUACCACAGAUUACUAUAACAGCACAGUUAGUACCAUAUAAUACUAUAACAGCACAGUUAGUACCACAGAUUACUCUAACAGCACAGUUAGUACCACAUAUUACUCUAACAGCACAGUUAGUACCACAGAUUACUCUAACAGCACAGUUAGUACCACAGAUUACUCUAACAGCACAGGUAAUACAACAGAUUACUAUAACAGCACAGUUAAUACCACAUAUUACUCUAACAGCACAGUUAAUACCUUACAUUACUCUAACAGCACAGUUAGUACCAUAGAUUACUAUAACAGCACAGUUAGUACCACAUAUUACUCUAACAGCACAGUUAAUACCUUACAUUACUAUAACAGCACAGUUAGUACCACAGAUUACUCUAACAGUACAGUUAGUACCACAGAUUACUCUAACAGCACGGUUAGUACCACAGAUUACUAUAACAGCACAGUUAGUACCACAGAUUACUAUAACAGCACAGUUAGUACCACAGAUUACUCUAACAGCACGGUUAGUACCACAGAUUACUAUAACAGCACAGUUAGUACCACAUAUUACUAUAACAGCACAGUUAGUACUAUAUAUUACUAUAACAGCACAGUUAGUACCACAGAUUACUCUAACAGCACAGUUAGUACCACAGAUUACUCUAACAGCACAGUUAGUACCACAGAUUACUAUAACAGCACAGUUAGUACCACAGAUUACUAUAACAGCACAGUUAGUACCAUAGAAUACUAUAACACCACAGUUAGUACCACAGAUUACUAUAACAGCACAGUUAGUACCACAGAUUACUCUAACAGCACGGUUAGUACCACAUAUUACUAUAACAGCAUAGUUAGUACCACAGAUUACUAUAACAGCACAGUUAGUACCACAGAUUACUCUAAAAGCACAGUUAGUACUAUAUAUUACUAUAACAGCACAGUUAUUAUUCUUAUUUCGUGUUUUUGUUCUAUCUUAUGUUAUUUAUGGUACUACAUUGAUAUUGAUUACUUUAUUGUUGGGUUUGGAGUGUGCAAGAAAUGCUUUUCACUGUACUUGUGCACGUGACAUUAACACUUGAAACUACGACUGCAAAUCAUCUGAACAGCACAUAACUGCCUGGGAUGCAUACUUCUACUUGUGUCUGGCUGCUCUGCUCUACAGAGCUAUCAAAGGUGGCAGCUGGGCUCGCCUGCUACAAAUAAGAAAGCCUAUAGGUAAACAGAUGAAUGAGCGGAUUUAGCCGGCAGGAAGGCUGUGAAACUACCUCCUUGUGCCAUGUAUAAUACAGAGCUGCUGCCUAGCACGUCUUUCCACAGCCAGAGUCGACAGUGACCGAUGGACUGUCCCUUUCUCUCUUAUCUGGGCCUCAGCAGCCCCACGUCGUCUGGCUGUAGGCCUGGGGAGGCCCUCACACACAGGCGCUCACAUGCACACACACACACACACGUGCGCACACACACACACACACACUUUCUCUGUUCACACACAGCUCCCCUACACCCUCAUACCGGAGAAGAUUUGCCCGUGAAGUUUUGAAAUAUUUAUUAUCUAUCGUCAUGCAACAUCACAGAGUGCCAAGUCCAUCUCCUGGUUCAGGUACUGUACACCACCAAUGUGUAGCACCUACCUGUGUAAUGCACAACAAGUACAGUAUUAAUGCCAGAACGCACUGCGGCUCUCAUGCCAUGUCAGUGCCCUUGGGCAUCUUUGACUAGAGGAAGGAUAGUGGCCAAAACCACUUCCAGAAGCCAUCAGAUUUUUACAGGUGGUCUCCCAGUUACCAACCAGCCCUGCCCCCUACCCUGCUUAGGGCUGGAAGUGAUUUGGCUGCUGAUUUCUGCUGUUGGUAUGGCUUCUGCCCAGUCAUACAAACAUUGUGCAUUGUUCUGAACCAUGAUACUGUAUAUAUUCUAGAAGCUUUAGUGCGAAAAUAUAACUCAGUAUGACAAGUUAAUUUCUUUGUUGUGGUGUGCGGCCCGGCCCUUACUGGGGUGAAAUGAAGCUCUAAACUAACCUCAGCUAGUCGAUUCCUUGUAUCUUAUAAAAUGGAGGCCUUGUCUCCUCUAUUCAGUUCAGCAUCUUUGUGUUUGUGUUGCUUGCCUUGGUAAAUGUGCUUGUGUGUUAGGAGAUACUGUGCCAAUUAAUGUCUUCGGAUUCUCUCUGUUUCUCUGUUGUAUCCUUGGUUUCCUGCUUUUGUUUAUCGCUCUAAGUCCCUUGCUCCCAGAGGGCUGUGAGGCAGGUUGACAGUGGAAAGGCACGGAGCUAAAGAACACGACUGAAGCUUGUGUUCCAGAUAUUUUUUUUUAUAGAGUCUUAGCAAACUACCGUGUCUCACUGCCUCUGCAGCCCUGCCAAUUUGUCCUGCCACUGUCACUCCUCGUCUAUCUCUAUCUCUCAUCACCCAUGGCUUCAGCUUAAAGCCGUGUGUGUGUGUGUGUGUGUGUGUGUGUGUGUGUGUGUGUGUGUGUGUGUGUGUGUGUGUGUGUGUGUGUGUGCGUAUGAGCGAGUGCUUGUGCAUCCCACUGGGCACAGACAUCAAUUCAACGUCUGUUCCACGUUGGUUCAACGUAAUUUCAUUGAAAUGACGUGGAAACAACAUUCAUUCAACCAGUGUGUGCCCAGUGGGAGGUGUUGCUGUAGGUUUUCCACUCUGAAAAAAAAAGGUGUUGAGUUGAGCCUAAAUAUUGUCAUAUGCUUCUUUUUAUUUUAUUUUUUAUUUCACCUUUAUUUAACCAGGUAAGCCAGUUGAGAACAAGUUCUCAUUUACAACUGCGACCUGGCCAAGAUAAAGCUUCAUACUCACACUGUUCCUUCUCCUCUCCCUUUGUAACCCUGUCACACACCCUCCCCCCUCUCCCUUUGUAACCCUGUCACACACCCCCCUCCUCUCCCUUUAACCCGUCACACCCCCCUCCUCCCCCUUGUAACCCUGUCCACACCCCCUCCUUCCCUUUGUAACCCUUCACACACCCCCUCCUCUCCCUUUGUAACCCUGUCACACACCCCCUCCUCUCCCUUUGUAACCCUGUCACACACCCCCUCCUCUCCCUUUGUAACCCUGUCACACACCCCCUCCUCUCCCUUUGUAACCCUGUCACACACCUCCCCCCUCUCCCUUUGUACCCGUCACACACCUCCCUCCUCUCCCUUUGUAAACCCUGUACACACACCCCUCCUCUCCCUUUGUAACCUGCAACAACACCCCUCCCCCCUCUCCCUUUGUAAACCCUGUCACAACCCCCUACAAAACCCUUUGUAACCCUGUUCACACACCCACUCCUCUCCCUUUGUAACCCUGUCACAGACCCCUCCAUCUCCCUUGGGAACCCUGGUCAGACCCCCUCCCCCCUUCUCCCUUUGUAACCCUGUUCACUACCCACCCUCCUCUCCUUUAACCUGUCACCACUCCUCCCUCUCUCUCCCUUUGUAACCCUGUCACACCCUCUCCCCUCCCCUAACCUCACAACCUCCCUCCUCUUCCCUUUGUAACCCUGUCACACCACACCCCCCUCGUCCCUUUGUACCCUGUCCACACCUCGACUGCCUUCUCGCCUUGCAACCCAGUCACCACCUUCCCCUCCCCUUUGAACCCUGUCCACACACCCUCCCUCCUCUCCUUUGUAACCCUGUCACAAACCCUGCUCCUCUAACCCUGUAACCCUUCACACCCCUCCUCUCCCCUUUGUAACCCUGUCACACACCUCCCCCUCUCCUUUGUACCCGUCACACCCCCUCCUCUCCUUGUAACCUGUCACACCCCCUCCUCUCCCUUUGUAACCGUCACACACCUCCUCCUCUCCCUUUUCACGAAUAAUACUGCAACCUAGUUGCUAGCUAAUAAACUAGGUUCUAUUCCUAGAAACAUUGAACCGCUGUAGUUACAACAAUUAUAGUUUCUGAGGUGGAAGUUGGGAGAGUUAUAUUUGGGAGUUGUGGUGAGGGAGGCCCCGCUCUCUCCUUUCCCAGAUGUUUAGUUCAUUUUAUUCCGAUCUCCUCUGCAUUAUUGUAGCCAUCUGCUGCAGCCUGUCAACUAUGCCUCUGCCUAUCCCUGUUCUCUCCUCUCCGCACAGGCUACACAAACGCCUCACACCGCGUGGCUGCUGCCUCUCUAACCUGGUGGUCCCUGCACGCACAACCCACGUGGAGUUCCAGGUCUCAGGCAGCCUCUGGAACUGCCGUUCUGCUGCCAACAAGGCAGACUUCAUCCCAGCCUAUGCUACCCUCCAGUCCCUCGACUUCUUGGCGCUGACGGAAACAUGGAUUACCACUGAAAACACUGCUACUCCUGCUGCUCUCUCCUCGUCUGACCAUGUGUUCUCGCAUACCCCGAGAGCAUCUGGUCAGCGGGGUGGUGGCACAGGAAUCCUCAUCUCUCCCAAGUGGACAUUCUCAAUUUUUCCCCUGACCCAUCUGUCUAUCUCCUCAUUUGAAUUCCAUGCUGUCACAGUCACUAGCCCAUUUAAGCUUAAUAUCCUUGUCAUCUAUCGCCCUCCAGGUUCCCUUGGAGAGUUCAUCAAUGAGCUUGACGCCUUGAUAAGUUCCUUUCCUGAGGAUGGCUCACCCCUCACAGUUCUGGGGGAUUUCAACCUCCCUACGUCUACAUUUGACUCAUUUCUCUCUGCCUCCUUCUUUCCACUCCUCUCCUCUUUGACCUCACCCUCUCACCGUCCCCCCCUACUCACAAGGCAGGCAAUACGCUUGACCUCAUCUUUACUAGAUGCUGUUCUUCUACUAAUCUCACUGCAACUCCCCUCCAAGUCUCCGACCACUACUUUGUAUCCUUUUCUCUCUCCCUCUCCUCCAAGACUAUUCACUCUGCCCCUACACAGAUGGUAAUGCGCCGUCGCAACCUUCGCUCUCUCUCUCCCGCUACUCUCUCCUCUUCCAUCCUAUCAUCUCUUCCCUCUGCUCAAUCCUUCUCCCUCCAAUCUCCUGAUUCUGCCUCCUCAACCCUCCUCUCCUCCCGUUCUGCAUCCUUUGACUCUCUAUGUCCCCUAUCCUCCCGGCCGGCCCGGUCCUCCCCUCUAGCUCCGUGGCUUGAUGACUCAUUGCGAGCUCACAGAACAGAGCUCCGGGCAGCUGAGCGGAAAUGGAAGAAAACUAGACUCCCUGCAGACCUGGCAUCUUUUCACUCCCUCCUCUCUACAUUUUCGUCAUCUGUUUCUGCUGCUAAGGCCACUUUCUACCACUCUAAAUUCCAAGCAUCCGCCUCUAACCCUAGGAAGCUCUUUGCCACAUUCUCCUCCCUGCUGAAUCCCCCCCCCCCCCCUCCUCCCUCUCUGUGGAUGACUUCGUCAACCAUUUUGAAAAGAAGGUUGACGACAUCCGAUCCUCGUUUGUUAAGUCAAAUGACACUGCUGGUCCUGCUCACACUGCCCUACCCUAUGCUUUGACUUCUUUCUACCCUCUCUCUCCAGAUAAAAUCUUACGACUUGUGACGGCAGGCCGCCCAACAACCUGCCCGCUUGACCCUAUCCCCUCCUCUCUUCUCCAGACCGUCUCUGGUGACCUUCUCCCUUACCUCACCUCGCUGAUCAACUCAUCCUUGACCGCUGGCUAUGUCCCUUCCGUCUUCAAGAGAGCGAGAGUUGCACCCCUUCUCAAAAAACCAACACUCGAUCCCUCUGAUGUCAACAACUACAGACCAGUAUCCCUUCUUUCUUUUCUCUCCAAAACUAUUGAGCGUGCCGUCUUUAGCCAACUCUCUUGCUAUCUCUCUCAGAAUGACCUUCUUGAUCCAAACCAGUCAGGUUUCAAGACUGGUCAUUCAACUGAGACUGCUCUUCUCUGUGUCACAGAGGCUCUCCGCACUGCUAAAGCUAACUCUCUCUCCUCUGCUCUUGUCCUUCUAGACCUGUCUGCUGCCUUUGAUACUGUGAACCAUCAGAUCCUCCUCUCCACCCUCUCCGAGCUGGGCAUCUCCGGCGCGGCUCACUCUUGGAUUGCGUCCUACCUGACCGGUCGCUCCUACCAAGUGGCGUGGCGAGAAGCUGUCUCCGCACCACGUGCUCUCACCACUGGUGUCCCCCAGGGCUCAGUUCUAGGCCCUCUCCUAUUCUCGCUAUACACCAAGUCACUUGGCUCUGUUAUAUCCUCACAUGGCCUCUCCUAUCAUUGCUACGCUGACGACACACAACUAAUCUUCUCCUUUCCCCCUUCUGAUAACCAGGUGGCGAAUCGCAUCUCUGCAUGUCUGGCAGACAUAUCAGUAUGGAUGACGGAUCACCACCUCAAGCUGAACCUCGGCAAGACGGAGCUGCUCUUCCUCCCGGGGAAGGACUGCCCGUUCCAUGAUCUCGCCAUCACGGUUGACAACUCCGUUGUGUCCUCCUCCCAGAGUGCGAAGAGCCUUGGCGUGACCCUGGACAACACCCUGUCGUUCUCCGCUAACAUCAAGGCGGUGACCCGAUCCUGUAGGUUCAUGCUCUACAACAUUCGGAGAGUACGACCCUGCCUUACACAGGAAGCGGCACAGGUCCUAAUCCAGGCACUUGUCAUCUCCCGUCUGGAUUACUGCAACUCGCUGUUGGCUGGGCUCCCUGCCUGUGCCAUUAAACCCCUACAACUCAUCCAGAAUGCCGCAGCCCGUCUGGUGUUCAACCUUCCCAAGUUCUCUCACGUCACCCCGCUCCUCCGCACACUCCACUGGCUUCCAGUUGAAGCUCGCAUCUGCUACAAGACCAUGGUGCUUGCCUACGGAGCUGUGAGGGGAACGGCACCUCCGUACCUUCAGGCUCUGAUCAGUCCCUACACCCAAACGAGGGCACUGCGUUCAUCCACCUCUGGCCUGCUGGCUCCCCUACCUCUGCGGAAGCAUAGUUCCCGCUCAGCCCAGUCAAAACUGUUCGCUGCUCUGGCACCCCAAUGGUGGAACAAGCUCCCUCACGACGCCAGGACAGCGGAGUCACUCACCACCUUCCGGAGACAUUUGAAACCCCACCUCUUUAAGGAAUACCUGGGAUAGGAUAAAGUAAUCCUUCUACCCCCCCCCCCCCCCUUUACUCCACCCCCACCCACCCCCCCCCCCCAAAAAAAAACAAAACAAACAUUGUAAAGUGGUUAUCCCACUGGCUAUAAGGUGAAUGCACCUAUUUGUAAGUCGCUCUGGAUAAGAGCGUCUGCUAAAUGACGUAAAUGUAAAUGUAAAUGUAACCCUGUCACACACCCUCCCUCCUCUCCCUUUGUAACCCGUCACACACCUCCCUCCUCUCCCUUUGUAACCCUGUCACACACCUCCCUCUUCUCUCCCUUCUCCACGUUUCUCCUCUCGACUCUCACCAUCUCCCUCACUUAUUCUCUGUCUGUCUUUCUCCUCUUCCCUUCUCCUUCUCCCUCCUUUAUUUUCAUUACAUUUCUCUUUCUCUCUUUCCUUACUCCCUGUUUUCUCACCAACUCUCCCUCUCCACUCUUCCUUCCUCAUUAUUUCACUGCUCUCCAUUCCCCACCUCAGGGGGAUGGGUUAAAAGCAGAAAGACACAUUUCUGUGGAUAAGGAAUCGAAAAUGAAGUCUCUCUCUCUCUCUCUGUGUAGUGUUGCUGCGUGAGGAGGUGGCCCAGCUGCAGGAAGAGGUGCACCUGUUGAGGCAGAUGAAGGACAUGUUGAGUAAGGACCUCGAGGAGACCCAGGGCGGCUGCUCCUCCCACCUCCUCUCUGCCACUGAGCUCCGCGUGCAGAUGGGAGACAAGGAGCAGGAGCUGGACCGCGCCAAAGAGGCGUUACAAGGUCAGGGGGAAACCUGUUGUAUUCACCUAUUAGCCUGCUAGUACUACCUGAGUCCUACCCUAUUGUUUUACCUGACUCCUACCCUACUGUCCUACCCUGCUAGUCCUACCUGAGUCCUACCCCUACUGUCCUAUCUGAGUCCUACCUGAGUCCUACCCUACUGUCCUAUCUGAGUCCUACCCUACUGUCCUACCCUGCUAGUCCUACCUGAGUCCUACCCUACUGUCCUACCCUGAUAGUACUACCUGAGUCCUACCAUACUGUCCUACCCUGCUAGUCCUACCUGAGUCCUACCAUACUGUCCAACCUGAGUCCUACCCUACUAUCCUACCCUACUGUCCUACCUGAGUCAUAUCCUACUGUCCUAGCCUGCUAGUCCUACCUGAGUCCUACUCUAAUGUCCUACCCUACUGUCCUACCUGAGUUCUACCCUGCUAGUCCUAUCUGAGUCCUACCGUACUGUCCUACCUGAGUCCUACCCUACUGUCCUACCCUGAUAGUCCUACCUGACUCCUACCCUACUGUGCUACCUGAGUCCUAACCCUGCUAGUCCUAUCUGAGUCCUACCCUACUGUCCUACCUGAGUCCUACCCUACUGUCCUACCCUGAUAGUCCUACCUGACUCCUACCCUACUGUCCUACCUGAGUCCUACCCUACUGUCCUACUGGUUGUAUUCAACCUCUGACACUAGCGCCUCUAUUUAAGUUGCGCAGUUGUAGGCUAUUUCACACCCCACAUGCAUUAAAGGGCUGAUUUUGACCAUAUGGUAAAUUAGGGGCAUUUCAAAGGUUGUUCACGAACACUGAGGCUGAGAACGAUUUAUAUUUAUCAAUGGUUAUCUCCUACCGGUAUGCAAAUGGUGUAGGAUUGUUUGAUAAAUCACACUUUUUCUAUGCAUACAAACAUUCAACAUUUUGUGCGUAAGUAGUAUUUUAGAAACAUUCAAAGACCGUUUUGGUACACCAGAAGUACAUUAAUUUCCAAUAGAUCGCUACGUUUGCCUUGCAGCAUUGUGUUGCAGAGGCAGUUGCAUUGCGUUCUGUGUUCUGUGUGGUGCAUACGAUUUAUCCAACAUAUGCAUCAAAUUGUAUGCGUAGACUUGACAGAAAUAUUAGCAAAAGGUGAAUGUUUAACUUUCGUUGCACACAUAUCCAGUAAAACAUUUGGAUUAUAUAAUGAAAAAAAAUUUGACUGCAGAAUUGAUUAUGCAGCAUUGAUGCAAUGAGGCAUCAGGCCUAAUAUCCUACACAGCUAUCUGAGCCCUGCCACACCCAUUUAAAGCCCCAUAUGUUUCUCACACAGCUCAGUCAAACCCACUUAAUCUCACUAGAGAUAUCAGUUUAUCACUCAACACAUCGAUCAGUCGAUCCCUUGAAAAAUUGUAUCUGACCUAAAUGUGUCUGGUAUGCCCCAUAUGUUUACCAGUGGAGGCUCCUCAAAGAAGGAAGGGGAGGACCAAUCUCCUCAGUAAAGUUCAUAAAAAUAAAAAUAGUGAAACAUUUAAAAUGUUAUCCUUUUUAGAUAAAACUAUACUAAAUAUAUUCACAUCACCAAAUAAUUGAUUGAAACACACUGUUUUGCAAUGAAUGUCUACAGUAGCCUCAGCAGCACUCUGAAAGGUAUCACCAUGGUGACAGCUAGCUUCUGUCCUCCUUUGGGAACAUUGACUUCAAUACAAAACCGAGGAGGCUCAUCAUGGUUCUCACCCCCUUCCAUAGACUUACACAGUAAUUAUGACAACUUCUGGAGGACAUCCUCCAACCUAUCAGAGCUCUUGCAGCAUGAACUGACAUGUUGUCCACCCAAUCAAAGGAUCAGAGAUUGAAUCUAGUACUGAAAGCAUAAGCUACAGCUAGCUAGCACUGCAGUGCAUAACAUGUGGUGAGUGGUUGACUCAAAGAGAGAGAAAGACAACAGUUGAACAAAUUAAUUUCUUCCAAAAUUAAGAAGAAGCUAGAGAGAGAGAGAGUGCUAGCUUACUGCUUACAGUAUUCUGUACUGCAUGAUUGUAGCGUGUUUACUAACACAUUAGUUAUAGUAGCUAUGUUGACUAUGACGUGACAACGAUGUAGGCUGUGUGUAGCGGUUAGCGCGCAUGAUAUGAAUGUUUGGCUUGAACGUUUUUUUCACCUGGUCACAGACAGCUGAUGUGUUGUGCACUGAAGUCCACAAGCGAAGGGAAAAGGUGAGAGGAGGCGAGCGCGUAGAUAGAUGCGAGAAUGAAUUAUAUAUACAAUGAGCUGUUUGUAUGCUCCGUGUGAUCAGUAGUUGUGUGGAGUCGACUCCAAAAAUCCUGGAGUCGUGCACCAUUGCUGAUCAGGGAUGUAUUCAUUGUGCCGAUUCUGUUGAAAAACGUCUCUUAAACGGAAGCAAAUGGAACAAAAUGGGGAUUAACAUACCUGAAUUUGUCCAAUAGAAACUCUUGUUUGCAACUGUUAGACUAAUGAUUACACCCUAGAUCAGCUAGAUGCAGGCAAGAGUGUGCAAGGCAGCGUUGCCAACUCAUCAGUAAGGAAAGUAGCUAUUGGCUGUCCUAAAAGUCGCUAGAAGUCGCUAAAUGACGUCAUCACCUAAUUUGCAUAAUUGUCAAUGUGCAUGUAAUUGUGAUGGAUGCUGUAGGAGAGAGGAAUAAUGUCGUGGGAGAGACAAAAAGUGAGUAAAAACACCCUAUAUUUACAUCCCGCCCUGAAUGUAAGCCAGGGCAGGAUCAGCCAGCGGCGGCUUCCCGCAUGCGCGAUUCAUUUGCAGUCUGGACGCGGAGGGGUGAACAUCUCCUGCUCUGACUGCAGCUGGGAGGGACUGCUGCGCGAGGACUGGGCCACCUGUGAGUGCUUUGGGAUGGGGGUGGGGCCCACGGGGGUGGCGGCAGCACCCGCUGCUCGUUGAGAAGAGUAAGAACGAUAUGUGCUUUCACGUCAGAGUCUCCAAAAGUCUACAAUAACACCAGAAAAAGUCACUAGAUGUGUCGCUAGAUUUGUCGCUAGUCGCGUUUUUGAAAAUGUAUCGCUAGAGGGGUCUGAAAACUCGCUAAAUAUAGCGACAAAGUCGCUAAAUUGGCAACACUGCAAGGCGGUAUUGACUGUGUCACUGUCUGUCACCUUGAUUACCCAAAAUUCUCUCAACCUGUGCACCUACGUUGUAAACAGUGGUGUAAAGUACUUCAGUAAAAAUACUUAAAAGUACUACUUAAGUAGUUUUUUGGGGUAUCUGUACUUUACUUUACUAUUUAUAUUUUUGACAACUUUUACUUCACUACAUUCCUAAAGAAUAUUAUGUACUUUUUACUCCAUACAUUUCCCUGACACCCAAAAGUACUCAUUACAUUUGAAUGCUUAGCAGGUCAGGGAAAUUGUCUAAUCCACACACUUAUCAAGAGAACAUCCCUGGUCAUUCCUACUGCCUCUGAUCUGGCGGACUCACUAAACACAUGCUUCAUUUGUAAAUGAUGUCUUAGUGUUGGAGUGUGCCCCUGGCUAUCCGUAUUUUUUUUUAAAACAAGACAAUGGUGCCGUCUGGUUUGCUUAAUAUAAGGAAUUUGAAAUGAUUUAUACUUUUAGUUUAGAUACUUAAGUAUAUUUUAGCAAUUACAUUUACUUUUGGUAUUUAAGUAUAUUUAAAACCAAAUACUUUUAGAUUUUUACUCAAGUAGGAUUUUACUGGGUGACUUUCACUUUUACUUGAGUCAUUUUCUAUUAAGAGUCAUUUUCUAUUAAAGGUAUCUUUACUUUUACUCAAGUAUGGCAAUUGGGUACUUUUUCCACCACCUUCCUCAUGAUCAUUGAUGCCCCACGAGGUGAGAUCUUGAAUGGAGCCCCAGACCGAGGGUGAUUGACCGUCAUCUUGAACUUCUUCCAUUUUCUAAUAAUUGCGCCAACAGUUGUUGCCUUCUCACCAAGCUGCUUGCCUAUUGUCCUGUAGCCCAUCCCAGCCUUAUGCAGGUCUACAAUUUUAUCCCUGAUGUCCUUACACAGCUUUCUAGUCUUGGCCAUUGUGGAGAGGUUGGAGUCUGUUUGAUUGAGUGUGUGGACAGGUGUAUUUUAUACAGGUAAUGAGUUCAAACAGGUGCAGUUAAUACAAGUUAUGAGUGGAAAACAGGAGGGCUUCUUAAAGAAAAACUAACAGCUCUGUGAGAGCCGGAAUUCUUACUGGUUGGUAGGUGAUCAAAUACUUAUGUCAUGCAAUAAAAUGCUAAUUAAUUAUUUAAAAAUCAUACAAUGUGAUUUUCUGGAUUUUUGUUUUAGAUUCCGUCUCUCACAGUUGAAGUGUACCUAUGAUAAAAAUUACAGACCUCUACAUGCUUUGUAAGUAGGAAAACCUGCAAAAUCGGCAGUGUAUCAAAUACUUGUUCUCCCCUCUGUAUAAGUCAAUACUUUCUGCCUGAUCCGUCCUUCCACAGUGUCAGUAAUGAGAUCUGUUCAUUAGUCUACUUGGCUCUAGUCUAGGCUCAGUUCCUUUAAGGUUGAGUUCCAUAAAUGGUAGCACACAGGCCUUGUUUGAAGAUAUAUAUUUUUUUGGCUUGUAGUGUAAUGUUAUGUAUAGUAUGUGGUGGUGAGAGGAGACAGCUUGUCAUCAUAGCUGUGGCCAAGUGUGGUUUCUCUUGUGAAACCAACCCCUAUUACUCCUACCCCAAAUAAAUAUUUGACAGGAGAAAAUGCUCUGGAGCAUGAAGUCAUGAGCUCUGCUGAUCGGCAACUACAUAGCAACCUAGCAGUGUCAAAAGCCCUGGGGCCUCAUUUACCGAUGAUGUGUAGGCACAAAUCUGUGCGUAAACCAUGCGUUGGAUAAUUUCAAUGCAAAGUGUGAGAUUUAUCAAUAUGAAUGUUUGGUUGAGAGUGUGCGUAAAUGUAUGCACAGCCAUGACCAUGCCUACGCACAGUGCCAAGUGGUGGAAUAAGGGCACUGCUUGUCAAGCAUAGCCUAGUGAAUGGGGAGAAUAUAUGUUGAAAAUGUGUGAAAUUGUGAGAGUAAUAUUUUUUUAUCGAUUUCUUUGUAUUUACAUUGUGAAUUCAUGCAACAUAUCUUGACAGACUAUAUCAUAUAAUUUGACCACAUUAGUGCAUUUGUUACGAUAAUAAUCCAUAUAAAGUACAGUAAUUUGUUAAAUUAGAGUCACUUGGGAAAGUUAAACCCUUGUUGAAAUACUAUAAAAGACUGAGAUAAUGGGAAAUUAAAUGAGAGAUGUCUACUCUUGCUCUGUUGGAAGAUUUGGCACAAGCUGCAUUUAGCAGAGACCACAUGUUUUGAGACAGGUGAGACUUUUUUGCAGAAAGUACAGAUUGGCUCAUCAGAUAGUUUUCCAAAACCAAUUUUAUAGGAUUUUUUGCAAGGAUUUAAGAUCUACUUUGGAAAGGCAAACACAUGCCAUUACAGUGCUAUCCACCCUUGGGUUUUUUCCACGGGCACUUUUCAGCGGGAGCUUGACGAUUGGCAUCUCACAGCUCUCGAUGAGCAGAUGUUUUGGAUGUAAACCAAUUUCCGAACACAAUCGCACAACAGGUUGAAGUCAAGAAAGGUUUCUUUGCCAUCAAUGGGUUCCAAAAUACGAACGGAGCAAUAGACGACACCCACAUCGCCAUAAAAGCACAAUCCCAAAACGAGUUCAACAAUGUGAACAGAAAAGGCUUCCACUCACUUAAUGUGCAGCUGAUAGGUUGUGUGAUGGACAAAAGAUGUUGCUGUAUGUGGUGGCCAGGUGGAAUGCACGACUCAUUCAUUCUGCAGAAUAGCAAUGUUGGCCUAUACACCUACAGGAGGGAUCUGUUGAGGAUAGAUGGCUUAUUGGUGUAUUAUCUAUUCAUUUGAAGAAUAUUUGCCAUUACUAAAACAACUUGAAUUGUCCUAAUUGUCCUCUCUUGUUGCAAUAGUUUUUUUUUUACUGGUCUGAACAGCCAAAUAAAACAUUUUGGUUGUAAUCAACCUUUGACACUAGCACCUCUUUCAGUCUCGGAAGAGUAAUUUUUUUUGUGUGCUUUUUUUUGGUUGUGUGGCUGUAUUUCAUGGUAAAGCGUUGUAUAUUCCUCACGGGCUUUAAAGGGAUGAUUUUGACCAUCUGUGGUUAAUUAGGGGCGUUUUGAAAUGCAAAUGGCCAAGGUCUGAGGCUGAGAAGGAUUGGUAUUUAUCAAUGGUGAUCUCCUACCGGUGUGCAUAUGAUGGCCGUAGGAUUAUUUGAUAUACCACACUUUGUCUAUGCAUCCAAACAUUCUAAAUUCCGUUCAUUAGUAGUAUUUUACUAAAAUACUACUUAUGAAAGGAAUUUUGAAUGUUUCUAAAAUACUACUUACGCACAAAAUGUAGAAUGUUUGUAUGCAUAGAAAAAGUGUGAUUUAUCAAACAAUCCUACACCGGUAGGAGAUAACCAUUGAUAAAUAUACAUUGUUCUCAGCUUCAGUGUUCGUGCACAACCUUUGAAAUGCCCCUAAUUUACCAUAUGGUCAAAAUCAUCCCUUUAAUGCAUGUGGGGCGUGAAAUAGCCCUACAACUGCGCAACUAAAAUAGAGGUGCUAGUGUCAGAGGUUGAAUACAACCAAAAGGUUUUAUUUGUCUCGCUCAAUUGUGGCUUGACCAGUAAAAAGCUAAAACAUUUUUAUUUUUUUAUUUUACCUUUAUUUAACUAGGCAAGUCAGUUAAGAACAAAUUCUUAUUUACAAUGACGGCCUACACCGGCCAAACCCGGACGACGCUGGGCCAAUUGUGUGCCGCCCUAUGGGAUAGCUACAAAGAGAAGACCAUUAAGACAAUUAGUUGUUUUAGCAAUGUCAAAUAUACUUCAAAAAAGGAGGCAACACUCACCAAUAAGCCAUCAAUCCUCAACAGCUCCCUACUGUAGGCGUAUAGGCCGACAUUGCGGUUCUACAGAAUGAACGAGUCCCACCUGUCUCUAAAAACACACACUGCACUCAACCUUGUCUCAGAGCAUUUCAUAUUAUUCAAAUCAAAUCAAAUAUUGGACCUAGACUUGGCGCUCCGGUACCAAUUGCUGUGCGGUAGCAGAGAGAACAGUCUAUGACUUGGGUGACUGGAGUCUUUGACAAUUUCUUGGGCCUUCCUCUGACACCGCUUAGUAUAUAGGUCCUGGGUGGCAGGAAGCUUGGCCCCAGUGAUGUACUGGUCCGUACGCACUACCAUCUGUAGCGCCUUACGGUUGGAUGCCGAGCAGUUGCCAUACCAGGCUGUGAUGCAACUGGUCAGGAUGCUCUCGAAGGUGCAGUUGUAGAACUUUUUGAGGAUCUGGGGACACAUGCCAAAUAUUUUCUGUCUCCUGAGGGGGAAAAGGCGUUGUCGUGCCCUUUUCACAACUUUCUUGGUGUGUUUGGACCAUGAUAGUUUGUUGGUGAUGUGGACACUGAGGAACUUCAAACUCUUGACCUGCUCCACUACAGCCCCGUCGAUGUGAAUGGGUGCGUGUUCGGCCCUCCUUUUCCUGUAGUCCAUGAUCAUCUCCUUUGUCUUGCUCAUGUUGAGGUAGAGGUUGUUGUCCUGGCACCACACUGCCAAGUCUCUGACCUCCUCCCUAUAGGCUGUCUCAUCAUUGUCGGUGAUCAGGCCUACCACCGUUGUGUCGUCAGUAAACUUAAUGAUGGUGUUGGAGUCGUGCUUGGCCACGCAGUCGUGGGUGAACAGGGAGUACAGGAGGGGACUAAGCACUCACCCCUGAGGGGCCCCCGUGUUGAGGAUCAGCGUAUGUGUUGUUGGCUACCCUUACCACCUGGGGGCGGCCCGUCAGGAAGUCCAAGGAUCUAGUUGCAGAGGGAGGUGUUUAGUCCCAGGGUCCUUAACUUAGUGAUGAGCUUUGAGGGCACUAUGGUGUUGAACACUGAGCUGUAGUCAAUGAACAGCAUUCUCACAUAGGUGUUCCUUUUGUCCAGAGGUGUUCCUUUUGUUCCUUCUGUAUGUAAAUCCGAGACGCUCCAUUUAGUAUGAUAUGUUACGUUUCGUAUGGUAUUUAUUAAUUUGUGGAUGUCCAUCAUCCAUUUCGUAUGAUAUGUUACGAAUUACAAUUCGUAUGAUAUGUUACGAAUUUGCAACACGUACAAUAUGUUACGAAUUUGCAAAACAUACUUUAUGUUACGAAUUCUCAAAAACGUAUGAUAUGCUACGAAUUCUAGCUAGGUGGCUAACGUUAGGGUUUAAGGUUAGGGGUCAGGGUUAAGGUUAGGGUGAUGGGAAGGGUUAGCUAAAGGGGUUAGAGUUAGGGGGAGGGUUAGCUAAAAGGGUUAGGGUUAGGGAAAGGGUUAGCUAACAUGGUAAGCAGUUGCAAAGUAGCUAAAAAGUAGGUAGUGAGCAGGUAGUGUCUUUCACUUACAAAAAAACUGAACAAGGUUGUCUCCCACAAUGCUUUGGUUCUGACUUCAAGUUGCAGUUGAUGAAGAGCAACUGCAGACAUUUUCAGUCGAAUGCAAUUUCUACAUUUUUUUAUACCCAUAACGCAACACACUUUGAAAGGCGCUGGCCAACGUUGGUCAACACCUUUAAAAAAGUGAUCUGCUCGAAUGCGCCCAAUGAUAAUUCACACACUUUGCAUGGAAAUGAUCCCACACAUGGUUUAUGCACAGAUUUGUGCCUAUGCGUGAUUGAGAAAUGAGGCCCCUGGUCUGCCCUUGAAAGCCUAUGUAAAUUUGAAUCACCAGAAUGGCCAAAAUGAAAUUAGAUGUCUGUUUUGGGCUCUACAGUCGUGGUCAAAGGUUUUGAGAAUGACACAAGUAUUGGUCUUCACAAAGUUCGCUGCUUCAGUGUUAUGAGAUAUUUUUGUCAGAUGUUACUAUGGUAUACUGAAGUAUAAUUACAAGCAGUGUCAAAGGCUUUUAUUGACAAUUACAUUAAGUUUAGGCAAAGAGUCAAUAUUUGCAGUGUUGACCCUUCUUUUUCAAGACCUCUGCAAUCCGCCCUGGCAUGCUGUCAAUUAACUUCUGGGCCACAUCCUGACUGAUGGCAGCCCAUUCUUGCAUAAUCAAUGCUUGGAGUUUGUCAGAAUUUGUGGGUUUUUGUUUGUCCACCCGCCUCUUGAGGAUCGACCACAUGUUCUCAAUGGGAUUAAGGUCUGGGGAGUUUCCUGGCCAUGGACCCAACACUUCGAUGUUUUGUUCCUCGAGCCACUUAGUUAUCACUUUUGCCUUAUGGCAAGGUGCUCCAUCAUGCUGGAAAAGGCAUUUGUCGUCACCAAACUGUUCUUGGAUGGUUGGGAGAAGUUGCUCUCGGAGGAUGUGUUGGUACCAUUCUUUAUUCAUGGCUGUGUUCUUAGGCAAAAUUGUGAGUGAGCCCACUCCCUUGGCUGAGAAGCAACCCCACACAUGAAUAGUCUCAGGAUGCUUUACUGUUGGCAUGACACAGGACUGAUGGUAGCGCUCACCUUGUCUUCUCCGGACAAGGGGUUUUCCGGAUGCCCUAAACAAUCGGAAAGGGGAUUCAUCAGAGAAAAUUACUUUACCCUAGUCCUCAGCAGUCCAAUCCCUGUACCUUUUGCAGAAUAUCAGUCUGUCCCUGAUGUUUUUCCUGGAGAGAAGUGGCUUCUUUGCUGCCCUUCUUGACACCAGGCCAUCCUCCAAAAGUAUUCACUCACUGUGCGUGCAGAUGCACUCGCACCUACCUGCUGCCAUUCCUGAGCAAGCUCUGCACUGGUGGUGCCCCGAUCCCGCAGCUGAAUCAAGUUUAGGAGACGGUCCUGGCGCUUGCUGGACUUUCUUGGGCGCCCUGAUGCCUUCUUCACAACAAUUGAACCUCUCUCCUUGAAGUUCUUGAUGAUCCGAUAAAUGGUUGAUUUAGGUGCAAUCUUGCUAGCAAUAUCCUUGCCUGUGAAGCCCGUUUUGUUUCCUUGCAGGUAACCAUGGUUAACAGAGGAAGAACAAUGAUUUCAAGCACCACCCUCCUUUUAAAGCUUCCAGUCUGUUAUUCUAACUCAAUCAGCAUGACAGAGUGAUCUCCAGCCUUGUCCUCGUCAACACUCUCACCUGUGUUAACAAGAGAAUCACUGACAUGAUGGCAGCUGGUCAUUUUGUGGCAGGGCUGAAAUGCAGUGGAAAUGUUUUUUUGGGAUUAAGUUCAUUUUCAUGGCAAAGAGGGACUUUGCAAUUAAUUGCAAUUCAUCUGAUCACUCUUCAUGACAUUCUGGAGUAUAUGCAAAUUGUCAUCAUCAAAACCGAGGCAGCAGACUUUGUAAAAAUUAGUAUUUGUGUCAUUCUCAAAACUUUUGACCACGACUGUAAAAUGUGUUUAUUAUGAUGAAGUUCAAUCCCAACUAUGAAUUAUUUUAAAGUUUGCUACAAAUCGAGAUAUUUAAUUAAAUAGUGAGCCAUUCUGACUACAUUUGUCAUCACGCACGACCAAGUGCUGACACAGUCAAAUCACGGGCCGGCAUGCUACGAGGAGGCUCCCGGUUGACUGUCUCAGGUAGGAUGAAAACAACGACAUCCGCCAUGAUUCUUUGCUAGUUACAUUCACUUUCACCAUGAUCUUUAGCGAUUUCUUUGGUGCAAUUCAACUCCAUUCAGCAAUAUGGCGCGCUUCAAAUUCAAAUACUUCCCGCUUCAUGAGGCAUCGGUAGUUUUCCAUAGGAAUACAUGGAUGAUCUCCAUGCUAUCACUAGCUACUGGUUUUAAUGUCUAUGUGUUAAACCCAAAGAGAGCAAAGUUAACAGUGUCAAAUUUUCUUGUUUAAAUUGGCAUUGAAAACUAAUUUUUACCUCAUCCCCUGAUAAGGCAGACUGGCUGUGUGUAGAAUGCCAGCAGCGUGAGCACCUAAAGAAGAAAAAACCUAUCACUUCUGUUUCAUCUCUCUAACCUCCCCCAUCUAUCCCUCCUUCCCUCCUCUGUCUUCCGAUCAGGGAGCAACAGGUGGCAGUCAGCGUGCUCAUUACUGUGGCGCUCUCUGGUGUAACUGUUGAAGAACAGGUUUGAAUGUUGAUUGAGGAGGGUUAAAGGCAGGAACAUGUACAUUGGGAAUGCUUAGGCCUCAAUGAAUGACGGUUACGGUUAUGGAGAGGACAGCUUCUACUUUGUCUUAAAUAGAAAGAUUCAGGAAUACUUUGUUAUCAUGACUCACAAUCUUACUCUACCUGUCAAGGCUUCACUAUUUUCCUAUCCACUCAAUUCAGGUUAGUAUUUAUGGUCUCAUAUCCUCUCAAUACAGGUUAUUAUUUAUGGUCUCAUAUCCUCUCAAUACAGGUUAUUAUUUAUGGUCUCAUAUCCUCUCAAUACAGGUUAUUAUUUAUGUUCUCAUAUCUUCUCAAUACAGGUUAUUACUUAUGGUCUCAUAACCUCUCAAUACAGGUUAUUAUUUAUGGUCUCAUAACCUCUCAAUACAGGUUAUUAUUUAUGGUCUCAUAUCCUCUCAAUACAGGUUAUUAUUUAUGGUCUCAUAACCUCUCAAUACAGGUUAUUAUUUAUGGUCUCAUAUCCUCUCAAUACAGGUUAUUAUUUAUGGUCUCAUAACCUCUCAAUACAGGUUAUGAGUUAUGGUCUCUUAUACUGAAAAGCAAACCUUGACCCUGGAAGUUGGCUGUAUUAAACAUGCUGCCUGUGUGGCCAAUGCCAUUAUGCCAAGCCGUCUUUGGGAGAAGUAUAGUGAACAUAGUCCCCACAUCAGUCUGUGUGUUUAGGUGUUUUGAAUGACUAUGUGCCUCUCUGCCACUUACCGUCUUAGAUCAUUACAUAAUUUACUCUGUGGUGCUUCUUUGGGAUCAGUGGUGAAAAAAGUAGCCAAUUGUCAUACUUUAGUGAAAGUAAAGAUUCUUUAAUAGAAAAUGACUCCAGUAAAAGUCAGUCACCCAGUAAAAUACUACUUCAGUAAAAGUCUAAAAGUAUUUGGUUUUAAAAUAUACUUAAGUAUCAAAAGUAAAUGUAGUUGCUCAAAUAUACUUAAGUAUCAAAAAUUCCUUAUAUUAAGCAAACCAGACGGCACAAUUUUCAUGUUUUUAUUUUAUUUAUUUAUGGAUAGCCAGGGGCACACUCCAACACUCAGACAUCAAUUACAAACGAAGCAUUUGCAUUUAGUGAGUCCGCCAGAUCAGAGGCAAUAUGACCAGAGAUGUUCUCUUGAUAAGUGUGUGAAUUGGACCAUUUUCCUGUCCUGCUAAGCAUUCAAAAUGUAACGAGUACUUUUGGGUGUCAGGGAAAAUGUAUGGAGUAAAAAGUUAAUUAUUUUCUUUUGGAAUGUAGUGAAGUAAAAGUAAAAGUUGUCAAAAAUAUUAAUAGUAAAGUAAAAUACAAAUACCCCCAAAAACUACUUAAGUGGUACUUUAAAGUAUUUUUACCUAAGUACUUUAAUCCACUGUUUGGGAUAACAAUGUUGCUCUUCCUAGGAUUUUACAAUAAGUCACAGUGUCAUCUUGUGGCAAUUCAAUAUAACUGCAUCUCUGACCCAACCUUUGGUUAAAGUCUUUAGUCCUGAUUUGUGUGUGUGCAUGCGUGUGUGUGUCCCACAGCUAUGAAGUCUGACCGUAAGCGUCUGAAGGUGGAGAAGGCAGACCUGGUGAACCAGAUGCAGCAGCUGUACACCACACUGGAGAGCCGGGAGGAGCAGCUCCGAGACUUCAUACGCAACUACGACCAGCACCAAAAGGUACAGUGCACUCAACAACGACCAGCACAAAAAGGUAUACUCACAUUUACGCUCAACAACGACCAGCAGUGGUGGAAAAAGUACCCAAUUGUAAUACUUUAGUAAAAGUAAAGAUACCUUAAUAGAAAAUGACUCAAGUAAAAGUGAAAGUCACCCAGUAGAGUUCUACUUGAGUAAAAGUCUAAAAGUAUUUGGUUUUAAAUAUACUUAAGUAUCAAAAGUAAAUGUAAUUGCUAAAAUAUACUUAAGUAUCAAAGGUAAAAGUAUAAGUAUAAAUAAUUUCAAUUUCCUUAUAUUAAGCAAACCAGAUGGCACUAUUUUCUUGUUUUUUUAUUUACGGAUAGCCAGGGGCACACUCCAACACUCAGACAUAAUUUAUAAACAAAGCAUAUGUGUUUAGUGAGUCCACCAGAUCAGAGGCAGUAGGGAUGACCAGGGAUGUUCUCUUGAUAAGUGCGUGAAUUUUCCUGUCUGCUAAGCACUACUUUUGGGUGUCAGGGCAAAUGUAUGGAGUAAAAAGUACAUUAUUUUCUUUUGGAAUGUAGUGAAUUAAAAGUUGUAAAAAAUAUAAAUAGUGAAGUAAAGUACAGAUACCCCAAAAAACUACUUAAGUAGUAUUUUAAAGUAUUUUUACUUAAGUACUUUACACCACUGAUGACCAGCACCAAAAGGUACACUCACAUUUAUGCUCAACUAUGACCAGCACCAAAAGGUACACUCACAUUUACGUUCAACUAUGACCAGCACCAAAAGGUACACUCACGUUUACUCUCAAUUACGACCAGCACCAAAAUGUACAAUACAUAAUAAUAAUAUGCCAUUUAGCAGACGCUUUUAUCCAAAGCGACUUACAGUCAUGCGUGCAUACAUUUUUUUUUUGUGUGUAUGGGUGGUCCCGGGGAUCGAACCCACUACCUUGGCGUUACAAGCGCCGUGCUCUACCAGCUGAGCUACAGAGGACCACACUACACAGUAGACAGAUCCACUCCAAAUAGUUUGAAAUAGUAUAACUAACACACCGGGGCUUCAUCGAGUAGUCAUAUGCCUACACGCUGGUUUGAGGCAGUGCUGGGAGUGUUGUUAGCUAAUAUCCACUUCCCGACGUACCAGUUAGCCUUGAGCUAGCCUCGAGCCAGGCCCAUCUCCCGGCUAUCUACCUCUCUGUCAACCGGACGGGACCUCCUAGUGUCGACACGGAGCCCCGCCGAUCCAUCACGUCUGGUCUGCCGACGUAAUCGUCUGAUGUGGUUUCAACAGGCUUCCCGUUGCGACGACCAUGAAGAUCAAUCUGCUAGCCCCAGCCCGCUAGCAUGCGCAAUCAACAGCCGUGCCUCCUGCUCGCCUGUGCUUUAGCAGCCUACAAUCUGCUCCCGGACUUACUUAGUGCUGUUCACUGGACCUUAUGAUCACUCAGCUACACAGCUAAUGCCUGCUGGACUGUUCCUUUACACGGUACCCCAUCCUGUUGAUCUGUUUAGCCUCAGCCCAAACUUUCGUCGCCAUUACCAGUUGUUGUCUUAGCCCUCUCGAAUCUGUGAUUGCGUUAUGCCUCUCUCCCAUGUCAAUAUGCCUAUUGCUGUUUGGGUUAGUUCCUAUUAUACCAUUUCACUGUAGAGCCCCAAGUUCAGCUCAACCAGCCUCAGAGAGCUCCUUUGUUCCACCCCCCAUACACGCGGAGACCGGCUCAAUCGGUACCUCCUGUGAUGCUAUCUCUUUCAUAGUUACCCAAUGCUUAGGUGUACCGCCACUGUACUCAUAUCCUUCCAUAUCCUUGUCUAUACAUAAUGCCCUGAAUCUAUUCUACAACGCCCGGAAAUCUGCCCCCUUUCUCUGUACCCAACCCACUAGAAGCCUUUAGCCAUAUCCUUAUUAUAUUCCUCCUCUGUUCCUCUGGCGAUGUAGAGGUUAACCCAGGCCCUGUAGCCCCCAGUAUCACUCCUACCCCACAGGCGCUAUCAUUUGUUGACUUCUGUAACCGUAAAAGCCUUGGUUUCUUGCAUAUUAACAUCAAAAGUCUCCUCCCCAAGUUUGAGUUAUUCACUGCGUUAGCACACUCUGCCAACCCUGAUGUUCUAGCAGUGUCUAAAUCUUGGCUUAGGAAGGCCACCAAAAAUUCAGAAAUGUCCAUUCCGAACUACAACAUUUUCCGUCUAGAUAGAACUGCCAAAGGGGGCGGAGUUGCAAUCUACUGUAGAGAUAGCCUGCAGAGCUCUAUCAUACUAUCCAGGUCUGUGCCUAAACAGUUUGAGCUUCUACUUCUAAAAAUCCACCUUUCCAGAAAUAAGUCUCUCACUGUUGCCGCUUGCUACAGACCCCCCUCAGCCCCCAGUUGUGCCCUGGACACCAUAUGUGAAUUGCUUGCCCCCCAUCUAUCCUCAGAGUUCGUACUGCUUGGUGACCUAAACUGGGAUAUGCUUAACACCCCGGCCAUCCUACAAUCUAAACUAGAUGCCCUCAAUCUCAAAGAAAUUAUCAAGGAACCUACCAGGUACAACCCUAAAUCCGUAAACAUGGGCACCCUCAUAGAUAUCAUCCUGACUAAUUUACCCUCUAAAUACACCUCCGCUGUCUUCAACCAGGAUCUCAGCGAUCACUGCCUCAUUGCCUGCGUCCGUAAUGGGUCCGCGGUCAAACGUCCACCCCUCAUCACUGUCAAAUGCUCCCUAAAACACUUCAGCGAGCAGGCCUUUCUAAUUGUCCUGGCCCGGGUAUCCUGGAUGGAUAUUGACCUCAUUCCGUCAGUAGAGGAUGCCUGGAAUUUCUUCAAAAGUGCUUUCCUCUCCAUCUUAAAUAAGCAUGCCCCAUUCAAAAAAUUCAGAACUAAGAACAGAUAUAGCCCCUGGUUCACUCCAGACUUGACUGCCCUUGACCAGCACAAAAACAUUGUGUGGCGUACUGCAUUAGCAUCGAACAGCCCCCGCGAUAUGCAACUUUUCAGGGAAGUCAGGAACCAAUAUACACAAUCAGUUAGGAAAGCAAAUGCUAGCUUUUUCAAACAGAAAUUUGCAUCCUGUAGCUCUAACUCCAAACAGUUUUGGGACACUGUAAAGUCCAUGGAGAAUAAGUGCACCUCCUCCCAGCUACCCACUGCACUGAGGCUAGGAAACACUGUCACCACCGAUAAAUCUACGAUAAUCAAGAAUUUCAAUAAGCAUUUUGCUACGGCUGGCCAUGCUUUCCACCUGGCUACCCCUACCCCGGCCACCAGCUCUGCACACUCCGCUGCAACCCCCCCCCCCCCCCGCUUCUCCUUCACCCAAAUUCAAAUAGCUGAUGUCCUGAAAGAGUUGCUAAAUCUGGACCCCUACAAAUCAGCUGGGCUAGACAAUCUGGACCCCUUCUUUCUAAAAUUAGCCGCGGAAAUUGUCGCAACCCCUAUUACUAGCCUGUUGAACCUCUCUUUCGUAUCGUCUGAGAUCCCCAGAGAUUGGAAAGCUGCCGCGGUCAUCCCCCUCUUCAAAGGGGGUGACACUCUUGAUCCAAACUGUUACAGACCUAUAUCCAUCCUGCCCUGCCUUUCAAAAGUAUUUGAAAGCCUAUUUAACAAACAGAUCACCGACCAUUUUGAAUCCCACCGUACUUUCUCCGCUAUGCAAUCUGGUUUUCCGAGCUGGUCAUGGGUGCACCUCAGCCACGCUCAAGGUCCUAAAUGAUAUAAUAACCGCGAUCGAUAAAAGACAGUACUGUGCAGCCGUCUUCAUCAACCUGGCCAAGGCUUUUGACUCUGUCAAUCAACGCAUUCUUAUUGGCAGACUAAAUAGCCUUGGUUUCUCAAAUGACUGCCUUGCCUGGUUCACCAACUACUUCUCAGAUAGAGUUCAAUGUGUCAAAUCGGAGGGCCUGUUGUCUGGACCUCUGGCAGUCUCUAUGGGGGUGCCACAGGGUUCAAUUCUCGGGCAGACUCUAUUCUCUGUGUAUAUCAAUGAUAUCGCUCUUGCGGCUGGUGACUCUCAGAUCCACCUCUAUGCAGACGACACCAUUUUGUAUACAUCUGGCCCUUCAUUGGACACUGUGUUAACAAACCUCCAAAUGAGCUUCAAUGCCAUAUAACACUCCUUCCAUGGCCUACAACUGCUCUUAAACGCUAGUAAAACUAAAUGCAUGCUCUUCAAUCGAACGCUGCUUGCACCCGCCCGCCCGACUAGAAUCACUACUCUCGACUGGUCUGACUUAGAAUAUGUGGACAACUACAAAUACUUUGGUGUCUGGUUAGACCGUAAACUCUCCUUCCAGACUCACAUUAAGCAUCUCCAAUCCAAAGUUAAAUCUAGAAUUGGCUUCCUAUUUCGCGAACAAAGCCUCCUUCACUCAUGCUGCUAAACAUGCCCUCGUAAAACUGACUAUCCUACCGAUCCUUGACUUUGGCGAUGUCAUUUACAAAAUAGCUUCCAACACUCUACUCAGCAAAUUGGAUGUAGUCUAUCACAGUGCCAUCCGUUUUGUCACCAAAGCCCCAUAUACUUCCCACCAUUGUGACCUGUACGUUCUCGUUGGCUGGCCCUGACUACAUAUUCGUCGCCAAACCCACUGGCUCCAGGUCAUCUAUAAAUCACUUCUAGGCAAAUCCCCGCCUUAUCUUAGAUCAUUGGUCACCAUAGCAACACCCACCCGUAGUAUGUGUUCCAGCAAGUAUAUCUCACUGGUCAUCCCCAAAGCCAACACCUCCUUUGGCCGCCUUUCCUUCCAGUUCUCUGCUGCAAAUGACUGGAACGAACUGCAAAAAUCUCUGAAGCUGGAGACACUUAUCUCCCUCACUAUCUUUAAGCAUCAGUUGUCAGAGCAGCUUACCGGUCACUGCACCUGUACACAGCCCAUUGGUAAUUAGCCCACCCAACUACCUCAUCCCCAUAUUGUUAUUUACAUUGUUAUUUAUUUUGCUAAUUUGCACCCCAGUAUCUCUAUUUGCACAUCAUCUUCUGCACAUCUAUCACUCCAGUGUUAAUACUAAAUUGUAAUUAUUUUGCACUAUGGCCUAUUUAUUGCCUUACCUCCAUAACUUACUACAUUUGCACACACUGUAUAUAGAUUUUCUAUUGGGUUAUUGACUGUACGUUUUGUUUUUGUUUAUUCCAUAUUUAACUCUGUGUUGUUGUUGUUUUUAUCGCACUGCUUUGCUUUAUCUUGGCCAGGUCACAGUUGUAAAUGAGAACUUGUUCUCAACUGGCUUACCUGGUUAAAUAAAGGUUAAAUAAAUAAAUAAAUAAAAAAAGAUUGACAGUAUCUGUGUUCUGUACUGUAGGAGAGUGAGGAUGCGGUGAAGGCCCUGGCUAAGGAGAAGGACCUGCUGGAGAGGGAGAAAUGGGAUCUGAGGAGGCAGACCAAAGAGGCCACAGAGCAGGCCUGCAUCCUGCGCUCUCACAUGGACAUGAAGGAGAACCGCAUCAAAGAGCUGGAGGCUGAACUCACCAUGGUGAGACAUACACUCACAGGUUUUGCUCCUAAUCGGAAUUGCUGCAUUUUUUGCAUUGUUAAGGAGCCCCUUAGAGAGUCUGUUGUCUUGCCUGACUGACAGAUAUACUCAUUAUUCAGUCCAUGUCCUUAAUCCCUCUCCACUGCCAGACAACAGUAGACAGCCAGUCAGACAACAACAGCCAGCCAGCCCACCUCCUCUGUGGGGCUCCUCUAACUCCUCACUACACGCAGCAGCAGCAGCUGAUAAGAUUUCUCAGAGCUAGAAUACCAUAUCUCUGUCUCUGUCAUGUGCUCACAGCCAGAGAAUGAUGCUAACCUUGAUGGAAUGAUCUGUCCCAUCUAAUUCCACACGCAUUUCAACACACCCUGCAAUUCCGAACAUGUGCCUAUUUUAACACGUGUGGCAGUGCUCCUGUGUGUAUACACACUGAGUGUACAAAACAUUAAGAACACCUUCCUAAUAUUGAGUUGCGCCCCCUUUUGCCUUCAGAACAGACUUAAUUCGCAUGGACUCUACAAGGUGUCGAAAGCGUUCCACAGGGAUGUUGGCCGAUGUUGACUCCAAUGCUUCCCACAGUUGUGUCAAGUUGGCUGGAUGUCCUUUGGGUGGUGGACCAUUCCUGAUACACACGGAAAACUGUUGAGCAUGAAAAACCCAGCAGCGUUACAGUUCUUUACUCAAACCACUGCACCUGGCACCUACUACCAUACCCCGUUCAAAGGCACUUAAAUAUUUUGUCUUGCCCAUUCACCCUCUGAAUGGCACACAUACACAAUCCAUGUCACAAGGCUUAAAAAUCCUUCUUUAACCUGACUCCUCCCAUUCAUCUGCACUGAUUGAAGUGGGUUUAACAGGUGACAUCAAUAAGGGAUCAUAGCUUUCGCUUGGAUUCACCUGGUCAGUCUAUGUCACGGAAAGAGCAGGUGUUCCUAAUGUUUUGUAUCCUCAGUGUAUGUGUUUAUGAUGCAUCAGUGCAUACAUGCCUCCAAGCAUGUACUGUAUGUGUCUUUACCACUGUAUCUUACCGCCCUGUGUGUGUGUAUUUAUGGCAGGCAAAACAAUCCCUGUCCACGCUGACUAAGGAUGUGCCGAAGCGCCAGUCCAUGGCCAUGCCCUCAGAGCCGGUGGUGAACGGCAGUCAGGAGUGGGCGAUGCAGGGAGACCUGCCCCUCACCGCUGCCAUCCGCCAGAGCCAACAGACACUCUACCACGGACACACUGUGGACCGCCAGGGUAGGCAGUGGUGUAAAGUACUUAAGUAAAAAUACUUUAAAGUAUUACUUAAGUAAUACUAUUUAUAUUAUAUAUUUAUAUUAUAUACUAUAUAUAUGAUUGCUGAGUGUUGAAGUGUCCCCCUGGCUAUCCGUAAAUUAAAAAUAUAUACACUACCAUUCAAAAGUUUGUGGUCACUUAGAAAUGUCCUUGUUUUCGAAAGAAAAGCAAAUAUUUUGUCCGUUAAAAUAACAUCAAAUUGAUCAGAAAUACAGUGUAGACAUAGUAAUGUUAUAAAUGGCUAUUGUAGCUGGAAACUGCUGAUUUUUUAAAUGGAAUAUCUACAAAGGCAUACAGAGGCCCACUAUCAGCAACCAUCAGUCCUGUGUUCCAAUGGCACAUUGUGCUUGCUAAUCCAAGUUUAUCAUUUUAAAAGGCUAAUUGAUCAUUAGAAAACCCUUUUGCAAUUAUGUUAGCACAGCAAAACACCAGUCUCAACGUCAACAGUGAAGAGGUGACCUUCGGAGUUGCAAAGGAAAAAGCCAUAUCUCAGACUGGCCAAUAAAAAGAAAAGAUGAAGAUGGGCAGUCUGAGAUAUGGCUUUUUCUUUGCAACUCUGCCUAGAAGGUCAGCAUCCCGGAGUUGCCUCUUCACUGUUGACGUUGAGACUGGUGUUUUGCAGGUACUAUUUAAUGAAGCUGCCAGCUGAGGACCUGUGAGGCGUCUGUUUCUCAAACUAGACACUCUAAUGUAUUUGUCCUCUUGCUCAGUUGUGCACCGAGGCCUCCCACUCCUCUUUCUAUUCUGGUUAGAGCCAGUUUGCGCUGUUCUGUGAAGGGAGUAGUACACAGUGUUGUACGAGAUCUUCAGUUUCUUGGCAAUUUCUCGCAUGGAAUAGCCUUCAUUUCUCAGAACAAGAAUAGACUGACGAGUUUCAGAAGAAUGUUCUUUGUUUCUGGCCAUUUUGAGGCUGUAAUCGAACCCACAAUUGCUGAUGCUCCAGAUACUCAACUAGUCUCAAGAAGUCCAGUUUUAUUGCUUCUUUAAUCAGCACAACAGUUUUCAGCUGUGCUAACAUAAUUGCAAAAAGGUUUUCUAAUGAUCAAUUAGCCUUUUAAAAUGAUAAACUUGGAUUAGCAAACAUUGGAACACAGGACUGAUGGUUGCUGAUAAUGGGCCUCUGUACGCCUAUGUAGAUAUUCCAUAAAAAAUCAGCCGUUUCCAGCUACAAUAGCCAUUUACAACAUUAACAAUGUCUACACUGUAUUUCUGAUCAAUUUGAUGCUAUUUUAAUGGACAAAAAAUGUGAUUUUCUUUCGAAAACAACGACAUUUCUAAGUGACCCCAAACUUUUGAACGGUAGUGUUUAUAUAAUGGUGCUUUCUCGUUUGCUUAAUAUAAGACAUUUGAAAUGAUUUAUACUUUUACUUUUGAUACUUAAGUAUAUUUAAAACCAAAUACUUUUAGACUUUUACUCAAGUAGUAUUUUACUGGGUGACUUUGACUUUUACUUGAGUCAUUUUAUAUUAAGGUAUCUUUACUUUUACUCAAGUAUGACAAUUAGGUACCUAUUCCACCACUGAGGGUAGGGUCACCUCUGUCUGUCUGUCUGUCUCUGCUUCUGCCUCUGUCUCUAAUAUAGAUAUAAUAAUAUAUGCCAUUUAGCAGAUGCUUUUUAUCCAAAGCAACUUCCAGUCAUGCAUGUAUACAUUUUAAGUAUGGGUGGUCCCAGGAACCGAACCUACCUGGUGUUGCAAGCACCUUGCUCUAUCAACUGAGCUACAGAGGACCAAUCUCUCUCGCACACACACACAAACAGCACAACCAUUACUGUAUUGAGGAGUCAGUGGCUCAGUGUGAGGUGACUAAUGUGUGUGGACUAAUGUCUCCUCUCCAGCGGUGGUCAGGAUCAGUCCCUGUCACUCCCGCCAGCCCUCUACCAUCUCAGACGCGUCGGCGGCUGACGGGGAUCGGUCGUCCACCCCCAGUGACAUCAACUCCCCCCGCCACCGGACACACUCUCUCUGUAAUGUAAGAGCUGCCUGGCCCCCCCGACCAAGUAAUCACACCUCCGCAAUUCUCUAUAAGUACCUUUACUCUUCUUUGUUCGGUCUGUUUGUCUGUCUGUCUUUACCUGCUCUUUCAGUUGGUUUAGUUAUGUUGUAGUAUUGGUUACUGUAGUUCUGUGAUUGAAUCUGCAAGUCGUUUGUGUUGACUAACCUGAAUGUCUGUCUGUCCUCUGCACUCUCUUUCUCUGUCCUACUCCCCUCUGCCCCUUUUUCGCCCUCUCCUCCUGCCCCCCUCUCUCUCUCUCUCUCUCUCUCUCUCUCUCUCUCUCUCUCUCUCUCUCUCUCUCUCUCUCUCUCUCUCUCUCUUUCCUCCUGCCCUCACUCUCUCUCCUACUGCCCCCCCCCCCCCUCUCUCUCCUCCUACCCUCUCCUUCCCCUGGCCUAGUCUAUGGAGGACCUGGAGGACCAGAAGCGUAAGACUAAGAAGAAGGAGAAGAUGAGUCUGGGCUCCCUCUCCCGGGUGUUUGCUCGGGGCAAGCAGCGCAAGUCAAUGGACCCGGGCCUGUUUGAUGGUACAUCCAUCCCUGAUUAUUACAUAGAGGAGGAUGCCGACUGGUGAUGGUGUGUGUGGGUCUGGUUGUGUGCAUGCAGAUGUGCGUGUGUGUCUCUGUCUGUCUGUCUGUCUGUGUGUGUGUGUCUCUGUCUGUCUGUCUGUCUGUGUGUGUGUGUCUCUGUGUGUGUGUGUGUGUGUGUGUGUGUGUGUGUGUGUGACCAUGUGCAUGUGUGCGGGUGUGUUGCCGUAUGUGCCCAAAAGAAAAACCUGAAAGACAACUGGUACCCCCAGAAAAUGUAUAUUAUCCUCAAAAAUGUAUGUAUGUAAAUUAAAUAUAUAUUUAUAGAUGUACAUGUAUGCAUAUGUAUAUAUGUUUACAUGCAUAUAAAUAUAUACAUGAGAUUAUUAUGUGUAAACAUGUUUAUGCUGUGUAAUCUUUUAUUUAUCUUAAUAUAUAUGUGUUUUUUAUAACUGGAGACAUGAAGGACUGGUGUGAAUAUGUAAAUAGUAGUAAUUGAGCACCUAGUGUUUGUAAAUGUCUUUUGUCUGAUAACGGUUUUAUUUCAUAGUUGCUUUUAUCAUACUUUUUUAUUUAGAAUUUUCCCAUCCCCAGUCUUAUUUGGCCAAUUCUUGACAUUGUCAUGAAGAUAUGAAUGAGGAAUAACCCUCCACAUUGUGAAUGGAAAAUAAACACACCAGUGGUAUCCAUUAGUAAUCAACAUUGAAGUCUAUGGAACGACCAUGUUUCUUAUAGUGAAACUGAAAGAAAAUAAUAAUAAUAUGACAAUCAGAAGGACAUUUGAUAUUCUACUGAACAAUGGACCAGUUAGUUGACUAUUUCAGAAACGUCCCACUAUACAGCCACAGUAAGGAGUCUGACCAGCCUUUUGUUGUGACCCUGUAGUGUAGAACAAGUGAAACUACUACAGCUGGGGGGAGCAGGUCUUAUUGCUUAUUCUGUCAUAAUGGAUAAAAGGAGAGGAGCCCAUUGGGCAGCAUCGGCGAAUAGGAUAGCCUCAUAUAGGAUGAUGCUGUGAGUACCAGAGUGUCUGAUGUGAAUAGUGUGUUUUGUCUAGAUACAGGUUUAGGAGUAUGGGAAUGUUAGAUAGGUAGAGGAGUGAUAUGUGUUUGUUUGUGUAGGCCUCCUGCUCUGUUCUACCCAUGCUGAAUGUUUCAGAUAGACACUGACCUUUUCAAUCGGAUCAAUUGUUAAAGAAUUACGGUACCCUGCCAGGCCUGUAGAUGUGUUAAAUCGAUCCAUAUACAUUUCUCACUGAAAGCUGAAAACCAAAAUAAGGUUAAAAAAACAAUGGUAGCAAACUAUUUAAAACACACAAAGUGAUCAAUGUAUCUGAUUAACACACACACACAGUUUGAAAGCAUUUUAAAGUGCCAAAGGUUCAAGUUUAAUCUUUAACUAAAUAGAGUCAGAGUAGAUGUGGGUCACUGCCUUGUAAGAUCGCUUUUGUCCUUAUUGAGUUUAAAAACGGACAACUAUCUAACAUGUGCCAACGGUAAGCAUAGGACUGUGCAGUAAAGCCCCUGCAUGAUUACAUGUGCUGCUUUGGUUAGGAAUCCAUUAGUUAGCAGUGAUAUUAACAACCUAAAGCAUCCUCAUAUUCCCUAACCCCCCAGAACAUAACCCCAUUCCCAUUUUUCAUUAUCUUGCAUCAUUCUGGAUGCAAUGACAGUUUUUAGUUUUGCUCUUUACCAUACAACCCUCCUCAUUUCUUACAUUUGUGAUUAUGACGAUAAUCUGUUUCAUGUUUUGUAAUUUAGGAGAUGUUGCAUAAAAGAGUAAAUCUUUCAAAGUAUUUUAUUUAAAGAACAAGAAGUAACUUCAAGGGUAAGAUAACCUGACCUGUCUUCAACUUUUGACAGUGGAUGAGGAGGAGCUUUAACAUCUUAAAAAAUGAAUAUGAUAAAUGAUUCAAAUAAAAUCUUAUUUUAAAAUGAAACCAGCAACUAAAUAUCCAUGUGGCGUUAUUCUGUUCCAUGUGUAAUCUGUUCUUGUGUCCCGCUCCCUUUCAGGGGGCAUGUUGUCAUGUUGGAUGGUGAAUCCCUCCCUCCCCAGAAAAUAACUCCUCAUAUGUGAAUUACCAAGUGUCUGUUUCCACACUGUGGGGAUCAUUCAUAAAACUAUACUCCUGAAGGAAAAUGACCUCCUGCGCUGUCUUUUGAAAACCUACUGAAAACUUAUGAGGGAUUGUAUUUAUGUAGGCCUCACUCUCAGCAUGUGAAAAAGGCAGAAGACACACUCGCUAAUCAUCCUGGAUUUUGCAGCUUACUUAUUUGUUUAAGUCUUGGAAAAACAGGUGGUAAAUUCACAGCAGCAGUUGGUUUUAUGAAUAAUGUGUCCCAUGUGUUUCAACGUGUCUCAAUCUCUAAUAUUUGCCUAUAGUGCCUAAAAAAUCCCUCCAUCCCCAGAAGAUCAUUCAAACACAACCAUUCAAAUGCAAACCUUAACCCAACUCACACAGUAUUUACUGAACACUAGAACCAAAAAAAAAGGUAUCUGUCUAUGAAAUGCGUACUAAUAGUUUUCAUUGUACCAUGUAAAAAUGUUUUCCUGGAUUUGUCAGUGCUUGAGUCACCUGCCCAGAUGUGGCACCUGUUCUCAGUUUGUAAUAUACAUUGUAGUGUGAUGAGUUAUUCAGUAAUGUCAUCAUAAUAUGGCAUCUAAUCAGUACUCUGUCAGAUAAUAGAGACCUCAAUAAUACUCUGCUGUGGUGAAUUACUCUGGUGCCAUCUAAUGGCUGCAUAGAGCAGUGUCUGACUGUUCAUACAAGUCCCAAAGCUGUUUUACGCUUUCUUGGUCCUGUCUCAUGUGUGAGACCCUCUGUCAUUCAAUCGCUAAUACUGCUGUCAUGAAAUGGCAUUUGAUGUUAGCUGCGGGGGGGACAUAAUUCCAGGUUGAUGAGUUGCCCAACAAUCAGAUGGGUUUCAGUAGACGGUAAAUAUUGUAGCCAUGUUAACAUGUUUCAGAGGGAUGUUAGUAAUAUCCUAGGUAUGCAGUGAUAUAUCUUCCUCCAUUUUCUACAGUUAAAGGCCCAAUGCAGCCAUUUUUAUAUCAAUAUCAAAUCAUUUCUGGGUAACAAUUAAGUACCUUACUUUAAUAGAUUUCCAUUAAAAUUGGCAAAAGUAUCUUUCUAGCAAAAAACUAUUUUUAAAAGCAAUAAUUUUGCUGGGACUGUCUGGGAGUGGUCUGCGUGGGGAGGGGAAAACGGAAAACUAGCUGUUAUUGGCAGAGAGGUUUGAAACUCUCUUUGUUAUUGGUCUAUUAACCAAUUUACCGCAUGGUGAUGUCACCAUGGAAAGCCAAAACUCCCGCCCAUGCAAAUCUGCUGAUAAGAAGGUCCUCUGUAGAUUGUAUUUUCAACCAGCAACCAUCAGAAAAUAACACUGAUCAAAAUUGUUCACACUUUUACAGUGUUAGUUUCAUCCCCUGUUGCACAAUAUGAUAUAAAACACAGGAAAAACUUAAUUUUGACUGCACUGGGCCUUUAAAUUUGAAUUGGAUGAGUCAUUUUUGCCUCUCAAUUCCUUUGACCCCAAACCCCUCCCCUGUCCUGUACUCCUACUUCCCCUGACCAAUCCUGACAGACUCUGACAGCCUCUCCAGCCUAUCGACACAACAACACAGCCUAUCAGACGGAGAGGAGCAGCUGGACCGCCUCCAGCAGGCGGAGCUCACUUGGAACAUGCCCAUGUCACUGUGGAAGGCAGGGGCAGUACAAGCCUGGCUGGAGGUUGUCAUGGCAAUGCCCAUGUACAUCCGUGCUUGUUCGGAAAACGUCAAAAGUGGCAAGGUACGGCCUCUACGCUUCAACAUGUAACAAGUGCACAUCCACUUUAAGCCUGAUUUCAGGACUUGUUUUUACAAAGCCUGUAAUGAUGGUAACAUCAUUACUAAGAAUCCCUCGUCCUCCCAGAAAAACAGGGAUUUCAGCAUGCAUUCUUUCCUCAUAGCAUCUGCAUUAAACGUAGUAUUCCCUCGUCCAUGCUUGCAUGCGUGUGUGUGCCUUAGUGUGAGAGUGAUUUUCAGUGCAGGUGUAUAUUGAUAAGAAGAGUGCUCUGGGUGGGUGUCCCCUGGCUGCAGGUGCUGCUGGGGCUGACAGACGAGGACCUGGAGCUGGGACUGGGUAUCAGUAAGCCCAUGCACCGCAGGAAGCUACGCCUCGCCAUCGAGGACUAUAGGGAGGCAGAGGCUGGCCAGGGGUGAGCUGGAACACACACACACACACACACACAUACAACACACACACACAUACAACACACACACACACACACACACAUUACUAAGUGAGACUUUCUAAUCUUUUAGGCUAUCAAAGGCUGCAGAAAUGGACCAUCAUUGGGUUGCCAAAUCUUGGUUGAGUGACGUCGGGUUGCCACAGUAUUCCCAAGCCUUCCAAAAUCAACUGGUGGAUGGUCGUGUGCUCAAAUCCCUCAGCCGACGAGACCUGGAGAGACUCCUGAACAUCACCACCCAGUCCCACCAAACCAGCCUGCUCCUGGCCAUCCAGCUCCUGCAAAUGAUCAACUUCAACAAAGAGGUCAGAUCUGUAGUCAUAUUCCCAAUACUGUGACAUUAGAGUGACCUCUCAGCCUCUCCUCCCUGUGUGCUUGUGUUGGUGUGGUUACAGUAAUAACCAUACAAUAACAGUACUGUAUUGUAACCGUAUAGUAACAGUACUGUAUUGUAACUGUAUAGUAACAGUACUGUAUUGUAACUGUAUAUUAACAGUACUGUAUUGUAACUGUAUAGUAACAGUACUGUAUUGUAACUGUAUAUUAACAGUACUGUAUUGUAACUGUAUAGUAACAGUACUGUAUUGUAACCGUAUAGUAACAGUACUGUAUUGUAACCGUAUAGUAACAGUACUGUAUUGUAACCGUAUAGUAACAGUACUGUAUUGUAACUGUAUAGUAACAGUACUGUAUUGUAACUGUAUAGUAACAGUACUGUAUUGUAACUGUAUAUUAACAGUACUGUAUUGUAACUGUAUAGUAACAGUACUGUAUUGUAACCGUAUAGUAACAGUACUGUAUUGUAACCGUAUAUUAACAGUACUGUAUUGUAACCGUAUAGUAAAAAGUACUGUAUUGUAACUGUAUAGUUAACAGUAAUGUAUUGUAACUGUAUAGUAACGUACUGUAUUGUAACUGUAUAUUAACAGUACGUUAUGUAACUGUAUAUUAACAGUACUGUAUUGUAACUGUAUAGUAACAGUACUGUAUUGUAACUGUAUAGUAACAGUACUGUAUUGUAACCGUAUAUACAGAUAACCAGUACUGUAUUGUAACCGUAUAUUAACAGUACUGUAUUGUAACCGUAUAGUAACAGUACUGUAUUGUACUGUAUAGUAACAGUACUUUAUUGUAACUGUAUAUUAACAGUACGUAUUGUAACUGUAUAGUAACAUACUGUUGUAACUGUAUUAACAGUACUGUAUUGUAACUGUAUAGUAACAGUACUGUAUUGUAACUGUUAGUAACAGUACUAUGUAACUGUUUAACAGUACUGUAAACUGUAUAGUAACAGUACUGUAUUGUAACUGUAUAUUAACAGUACUGUAUUGUAACUGUAUAGUAACAGUACUGUAUUGUAACUGUAUAUUAACAGUACUGUAUUGUAACUGUUAGUAACAGUACUGUAUUGUAACUGUAUAUUAAACAGUACGAUUUUUAACUGUUAGUAAACAGUACUGUAUUGUAACUGUAUAGUAACAGUAUGUAUUUAACUGUAUAUUAACAGUACUGUAUUGUAACUGUAUAGUAACAGUACUGUAUUGUAACUGUAUAGUAAACGUUGUACGAUUAAGUGUAUUGUAAUGAUAGUACAGUAUGUAUUGUACUGUAUAUUAACUAGUAUGACUGUUUUUUCGAGCUAUAUGUAACUGAUAUAACAGUACUGUAUUGUAACUGUAUAGUAACCUACUGUAUGUAUGUUUAACUGUAUAAUGUAUGUAACAGUACUGUAUUGUAACUGUAAUUAAACAGUAUGUUUUUGUAACUGUAUAUUAACAGUACUGUAUUGUAACUGUAUAGUAAACGGGAAAUGUAUGAUGUAAUGUAUUGUAACCAGUUUCUGUAUUGUAACUGUAAGUAAACAGUACUGUAUUGUAACUGUAUUUAACAGUACUGUAUUGUAACUGUAUAGUAACAGUACUGUAUGUAACUGUAUAUACAGUACGUAUUGUAACUGUAUAGUAACAGUACGUAUGUAACGUAUAACAGUUUCUGUAUUGAACGUAUAGUAACAGUACGUAUUGUAACCUUGUAAUAGUGAACCGUGAAAAUCUGUAUUGUACCUUAAUUGACUGUAUAGUAACAGUACUGUAUUGUAAUGUAUAUAACAGUACUGUAAAAUUGUAAAGCUUAUAGUAACAGUACUGUAUUGGGAACUGUAUACGUAAAUAACAGUACUUGUAACCUAUAGUAAAAGUACUGUCUGUAACCGUAUAAUAACUUACUUAUUUUAACUUAUAUUAACAGUCUUUUUAACGUAUAUAAAAUACUGUUUGUAACGUAUUAACAUACUGUAUUUUUAACGUAUAGUAACAGUACUUAUUGUAACUGUAUGUAAAAAGUAUGUAUUGUAAAAACUGUAUGUAAAGACGUAUGUAAAAUGUAUAGUAAAAUAUGUUUUUAACUGUAAUUUAAAAGUACGUAUUGGUUUUAAAGUAUAGUAACAGUAGUAUUGUAACUUAUUAAAGUACUGUAUUGUAAAAGUAUUUAACAGUAAAAAUGUAUUGUAACCGUAUAAUAACAGUACUGUAUGUAACCGUAUAGUACAGUCUGUAUUGUAACGUAUAUACAGUACUGUAUUGUAAACCGUAUAGUAAACAGUACGUAUUGUGUUACACCGUAUUGUAAAAGUAAUACUGUAUUGUAACCGUUUUAGUAACAGUACUGUAUUGUAACCGUAUAGUUAACAGUACUGUAUUGUAAACGAUAAUAACGUCUGUAUUGUAAACCGUAUAGUAACAGUACUGUAUUGGGAACCGUAUAGUAAAAUUAUUGUAUUGUACCAUAUAGUAACAGUACUGUUUGUAACUGUAUAUUAACAGUACUGAAAUUGUAAACCAUAUAGUCACAGUUACUGUAUGUAACCGUUUUAUAGUAACAGUACUGUAUUGUAACCGUAUAGUAACAGUACUGUAUUGUAACCAUAUAGUAACAGUACUGUAUUGUAACUGUAUAUUAACAGUACUGUAUUGUAACCGUAUAGUAACAGUACUGUAUUGUAACCGUAACAGUACAGUAUUGUAACCGUAUAGUAACAGUACAGUAUUGUAACCGUAUGGUAACAGUACUGUAUUGUAACCGUAACAGUACUGUAUUGUAACCGUAUAGUAACAGUACUGUAUUGUAACCGUAACAGUACUGUAUUGUAACCGUAUAGUAACAGCACAGUAUUGUAACCGUAUGGUAACAGUACUGUAUUGUAACCGUAUAGUAACAGUACUGUAUUGUAACAGUUAUAGUAACAGUUACUGUAUUGUAACCAUAUAGUAACAGUACUGUAUUGUAACCGUAUAGUAACAGUACUGUAUUGUAACCAUAUAGUAACAGUACUGUAUUGUAACCGAAUAGUAACAGGACAGUAUUGUAACCGAAUAGUAACAGUACAGUAUUGUAACCGUAUAGUAACAGUAUUGUAUUGUAACCAUAUAGUAACAGUACUGUAUUGUAACCGAAUAGUAACAGGACAGUAUUGUAACCGAAUAGUAACAGUACAGUAUUGUAACCGUAUAGUAACAGUACUGUAUAUGUGUGUUGUUGGUGUGCAGGUGCUGCAGGCUCGCCGGGCCCAGUGUGAGCACCAGAACCAGGACCCCGUGGUUUGGACCUGCCACAGAGUCAUGAAGUGGAUCAGAGACAUAGACCUAAAAGUGUGUCCUUCUCCUAGAACAGAAACAUCAGAAUAGGAUUCCGUUCUGACUGUCUCCAUUUUGGGCCAAUAGACUGGUGUAUACUCUGUUUACAUCCUGAUAGUGGAGAAUGAGUAAAAUUGAGACAAGUUGUUUGUUUGCCUUCUCUGUCUAACUAAACAUUAUGUCCCUAUGUCCAGGAGUAUGCUGACAGUCUCCAUGGCAGGGGAGUCCAUGGUGCUGUGCUGGCUCUGGACCCCUCCUUUGAUGCAGAUGCCAUGGGCAGGGCCCUGGGAAUCCCCAGCCACAAACACAUGCUCCAUCGGCACCUAUAUGAGGAGAUGAAGGCUCUCGCCAUCCCUGCCAGGUGAUUAGUCUUCCUCUAUCAUUUAUGGUUUUAAGCUCUUUAGCAAUAGUAAUAAGUGGAAUGUUUUGUUGAUGAAGUGUUUACAGCAGUGAGGUCAAUUAAAUCUUCCGUCCUUCCUACUACUCCUUGCAGGCAAAGUAGUGUGGAGCAGGAUUGUGACGCAUCGGGAACACCUCCACAAUCACCUUCUGCUGUUAGCCGCUAUAACGAGGAGAGUGUGUCCAUGAGACGAAGACCAGUUAAGGUAGGAAGAAGCUACUUUAAUAACUAUUUUAUUCAAGAAGACUCAUAAAUGGCAGUUAUUCUAAAUUGUACUGCAGAUAUUCAAACUGAGGCUGUACUUUUCCACUGGGUAUAAGCUCUGUUUUGCUUUGUGAUUCAUUCUUCCUUUCAUUUUCCCAGAGUCCUCUAAAGUUCAGCCCAAAGACUGCCAUUGGACGGGGCCUUGGUUACCAUGGCAGCUGUGGAUCUCUGCCCAGAGAGGCGCGGGUGCAGGCUGUGCCCAGGACGAAGGGCAGUCCCAUGCACACAUACAACAGUGUUGAGAUCACCAAUGUCUAA
Messenger RNA from Coregonus sp. 'balchen', 52775 nucleotides. The record is from the annotation of a GenBank genome assembly. NCBI's taxonomy places the organism in Eukaryota, Metazoa, Chordata, Actinopteri, Salmoniformes, Salmonidae.